GGACUAGAUGGGCUAAUGGCCUGGGGCAGCAGGGCUCUUCUUAUGAUAUGAUGGGCUGUUCCACACUCUCAUGAGAGCCAUUAUCCACAUUUUCCAACCGUCUCUAAACGUAUGCUCUUCUUGUCCUCUUAUUCUAAUUUGUAAAAUCUGCAGGCUGCACAUAUUCUGUCAAUUUAAGUUACCAUUCUUCUUAAAUUGGGCCUCGGUUGUUUUCCAUUUUUGGGCUAACUAAACACGGGCCUCAGUAGUGGCAUACGUAAAUAACCAUUUUUGACACCUGGGAAUUUCAGUUUGAAUUAUCCCCAACAGAAAGACUCUGGUUGUUGUUUUUUUGGGGGGAGUACAUUAAAACAUUUUUUUUCAAUUCAUUAUGGAUCAUUUCCCAAUACUCUUUUUUUUUACAACUUUUACAAGUCCGCCACAUAUGAAAGAACGUUCCUUCAAACUCUUUGCAUCUCCAGCCCUUUAAUACCACCUGUAAAUCAUUUUCAAAUAGUUCUCCUUCAAAGAACUAACAUGCUGUGAACUUCAAAUCACUUUUCCAGAGUUUUUCCCAAAGGUUAAUAUCUGUAUUGUGACAUAUCUAUUGCCCAGUGUGUCACUGAGGCUUUGACAAGCUCAUCUUUUGUUUCCCACCCUAGUAACAUAUUAUACAUUUUGGACAAAAGUUCUUUUUCGAAUUGUGAGCUUUGGUCCAGAAAACCAUUUUUUCCUAUCUAAUUUAAGCAUUUCGUGUUACUGAUGGUAUUGUAACCAAUCCAUAACAUGGCUCCUUACAUUUUCAAUUGAUUUCAGUUUGGGUCCCCGCUCCCCUGUAAAGUACAGCAAUUCCCUAUAGAUUGCCCAUUUUCUAUCCAAGGCAGGUUGCAGCAUUAAGACACUGUAGUAAAAACAGUUUGUUUAUUUAUUUAUUGUAUUUUUUUGCAAAAAUAGUUGUCAUUGUCUCCCAUGUUACAGAGGCUUGGCAGGCCUCAAGUGGGACAUAGCUCUGGGACCCCAGUUGUCUCUGACUCAUUAUUCCCAUCCAUUCUGGAGAACUACGAAACCAGCACCACGGAGGCAAAGAGGUCUGGCAGCCACGGCGAGGGUACUUUUGUGGGGUUUUAUUUUUUGGCAUGCCUCUUAGGUGGGUGGAAUUUCCUGAGGGCACUCCUUGGCGAGAAGGAAGGAGCACCAGGGAGAGGGGUGUGUGCUCAGUUCCACCCGUUGUUGGGUUGAGACUAGUCUUGGGUGGGAGACGGCGUCUUGGGGUAAAACCCAGACUGCUGUUGGGAACAGUACUUUUGUGUGACUGAUGGGUAGCAAUUUGCCUUGUCAUGUACACAGUUCUGUCGGCGAAUGUUUUGGCAGGACACCCUUGGGGCGUUCCUACAGUGCAUUUUUUCUUGUUGAGUGGUUGCUGGUGGCUGACUGGGAGAUAAUGGAGCAAAUGGUGCUGUGUUUGGGUGUACUGGUGGCAGAAUGGGAUGAGUGAAUUGCAUGAGUAGCAGGCGUGGUUUGAUUUGUGUAGACAUAAGGCCAAAUUUGGAUGUGAUGCCUAUGGCGAGUGGUGUCUUUCUGAGGUGGGAUAUGCCUUGGUGAGAGGGAGGCUGAGGAGAAAAAUCCUUGACUAUGAAGGUGUUUCAAAUGUGCAACUAUGUUCUUUUGGGGGGGAGAGCGUAUUGAUGUUUUAUUGCAUUGUUUUGUAUUGCAGUUUCUCAGUUUCACUGGAGAAAAAUAUAACAAGAAGCUCAUGGUAGGAUUCAUGGUUCUUCCCUUCCUCACUUAAUCCCCAGAACAACCCUGUGAAGUAGGUUAGGCUAAGAGGCAGUGACUGGCCCAAGGUCAUCCAGUAAGCAUCAUGGCCAAGAGAGGAUUCGAACCCUGGUCUACACUCUAACCACUACAAUAGAUAGAUGAUAGACAAUGCGAAAAACUUAGAGAUGACAUAAAAAAGCCAGAAGAAGGAAGGAGGGAAGUCAACUCUUAGGAGUAAAUGUAAAUGUAAAUGUAAAUGUGUAUAUGUAUAGUAUGUAAUCAUAAAAUCAAUAAAGAUUAUCUUCAAAAAAAUUAAAAUACAAUAGAUAGAUGAUUGAUAGAUCAAUACAUAGAUAUUUUGUAAACCACUUAAAGACUAUAUUUAGCAGGAAAUAAAUAUGUGAUUUUGUUUUGCUUUGUUCAAUUGCUUUUAUUAUAAUUUAAUUCUUUAUAAACUACCCUGCAAUGUGGUUGUAGAUCAGGAUAUGAUUUCCUAAAAUCUACCCUAAUUUUUGUGUACAUUCUGUUGCAGCUCACUACCCCAUUUAAGACUUUUCUGCCAAAGAGAAAGACCUGGCAAACAGACCUUCGCUUGGACCCAUUCUGAGUAGCAGCCGCUUCCUAAGGUAGGGACUAUGCUUUGUAAAAUGGUUACUGGCUGAGAGACAUUUAAUGAGAACUAGCCAUUUGAGGCUUCAUAGGAACCUGCCUUAUACUGUGUCAGACCACUGGUCCAUCUAGCCCAGUAUUGUCUACCCUGAGUGGUCAGCAACUCUCCAUGGUUUCAGCGAGGGAUUCCCUCCCAUCCCUACUGGGAUUAAACCAUGGACCUUUUGCAUGCAAAGCAACUGAGCUAUGGAAACUCUGGCUUGUGGGCUGAGCCAGAGUAUCAUCAUUUAUUUGUCCCUUGAACCAGUGAGCCAGAGAUGUCAACAAUUUCUCCUGUAUUGUGUUUGGAUUGUCUGCUCUGGAAAAAAGAAUGGAGUGGUAACUAUAAGGGCUAUUGCCUUCCGUGCUAACUUGCUCCAUCUUGUAAUGAAUUUUAAGAAAUGCUUCUUGGCUUGCUAUUUCACUCUCCCACUGGGAGAACAUCCUGUACUCAAAGUGGCCAAUCAGGUGCCUAUAGCAGGACUUGAGUGCAACAGCAACUGCAUUCAGAGUCAAGCUGCCUCCAACAGUUAGCCAUUGACUCUGGCCUAGGUGAAGGAAUAGGCUAAUGCGGUAUAAGUCAUCUUCUUAAGUCUGUCUUAUUUUUCAUUCAUCGGUUAGGGAGAGUUUAUUCACCCCUGCCCAUCUUGAAAAGUUGCCUUCCCUGUGAAUAUAAAUAUGUAAAUUUGUCUUCCUUUUGUGUUAUGUUUGUAUAUUAAUGUGGAAGUCCUCCGGGGAAACACCUACAGGAAGCAAGGGCUGACACACGCACGCCAACCUAAACUGGGAAGGCCCAAAUUGGCGCCAUUUCAAUGGCCAAGGAGAGGAAGUUUAUUUCUGAUAAAAUAAACGACCAGCCCUGAACCCUUAAAGCUGGGCUCCCCGGUCCGUUGGUUGAAGUCUAAACAUACUUUUCUGCGGAAUGGCUCCACAUGUGUCUGUCGCCUACUUGGGAGAAAGGCACAAGUCCAACAUCAACAACAGCCGUUCAUUAUUUGCCUAGGCGUUCGCCAGGCCUCCUCUGCUGCAUUGCCCCUUGUUGGUUUAUAUGUCCUUAAGAAAAUCCCAUUCAAAGGUCAAGAAUUCUCUCCCCCCCCAACAACUACUAUAAUGGGUAGAUUCAAUUCUGAUUAUUGGACCUAUUUUACACUGUACUUAAUCUGCAUUAUUUAUUUAUUUAUUUAUUUAUUUAUCACAUUGGUGGGAACAGAGGAAACUGCCAUAUACCUAGCCAGACCAAUGGUUCAUCUAGCUUAGUAAUGUCCACACUGACUGGCAGCAGCUCUCCGGGGCUUCAGGCAAGGGUCCCUCCCAGUCCAGGGAUUGAACCAAGGACCAUCUUCUUGCAAGGCAAAUGCUCUGCCACUGAGCUAUGAAAUCUCCACAUUGCAGGCUGGGCUAGGUUUUUAAAAUAAUGAUAAUGAUGAUGAUUAGCAUUAGCAUUUAUUUGUUGCCUUCUGUAUAAAAUGUCUCAGUGACUUAAAAUUGUAUUUUUAAAAAAACAACUUGCAGUCAUAAGACAUUUAGACAUGCUGAGUGAGGCCUGAAAGCUUUGUUAAGUUUAAGAGGCCCUGUUGAAUAGCCAAAUAACUUUGUAAAUGCUGGACCUCACCUGCCACCAGGGCUGCUUAAGAACAUAAGAAGGGUCCUGCUGAAUCAGGCCAAUGGCCCAUCUAGUCCAGCAUCCUGUUCUCACAAUGGUCAGUGAGAUGCCCAAGGGAAACCUGCAAGCGGGAUCUCAGCUCAAGAGCGCUCCCCACUUUGCUGCACUUUCUAACAACUGCUAUUAUCUUCCAUGAAUUUGUCCAGUCCUCUUUUAAAGCCAUCCAAGUUGGUAGGCAUCACUGCCUCCCGUGGGGGUGAGUUCCAUAGUUUAACUAUGUGCCGUGUGAAGGAGGACUUCCUAAUGCCCAACACUCAGCUUCAGUGGAUGUCAACAACAACAACAACAAUUUUAUUAUUUAUCCACUCUCUGCAUGCUGUGCCUAAUUUUAUAAACUUCUGUCAUUCCAGCUCUUAUUCUCUUUUCACUAAACUAAAGAGUCCCAAAGGUGACAAACCUUCCUCAUAGGAAAGGUUUCAAGCAUAUAUUGUUUGACAGCUUAUGGACACCUGACCUAAUGAAAAUUUGAUCUAAAUUAUGGUUAUUUCUGCACAGAUUCAUAAAUGCAAUCUGACAAAUAAUUGUGUAGUUAUUAAGUAUCAUCUUGUCACAGCAGAAUGAUAAUGUCUAUUUUAGGGUCUGUGUCCCCUGUUUCCCUUUGAAAAAACCCCCACACAAUUUAUGCAAAACUUGAAAAAAUGUGUUUAGAGGCACCUGAGGCCCUAAACUGUAGCUUAUGUGGUCCAUGCCCAAAUCCAGCACUGCCUGUGAACCUGAAGAACUUCUGCCAGACAGUGUUAACAGUACUGAGUUGGAUGGGACCAGUGGCCUGAUUUGUGUAAAGGCAACUUCCUAUGUUCCUAAGACCAUCUCUUACAACAGGUAUGAGGAUGUUGCCCACCAGAUGUUGUAGAACCACAACUCCAUCAGCCCCAGCCAGCAUAGCCAAGUGCAAUUGCAGAAUCUGGGAUGUGAUGGAGAAGACAUAGCCUUUCAACUCCUUGCAUUGCUUUUCACCCCUUCCUGUGAACAUAAAUGACACCAUUUAUGCCAGAGGUGUCAACCAAAAGCACCCAUCAUCUCUGACCCUGCCUUGGCUAUGCUGGCUGGGGCUCUUGGUUUGUUCCAGUUUGCUCACCAAGAGACACUGUUUGCCCCUCUUCUUUGUCCAGAAUGGGAGGGAGGGCAUCCAAUGAAAUGUAGGCAUGCUUCAAGGGAUGUGUUCAUUGUAGGACAGGCCGAGCCAGUGCAAACAGGAAUUGAAUGUUUUGACGAAUGAUUUGCUCUGCCAAAGCCAGUGGUUCUUUUAUGGAUUCAGAUAGUCAAUAAAGUUGCUCUUUAUCAGGUUUUAUUCAUAGAGUGAGGCAAAUGAAGAACAAAGCAAGUAAAUGCAGUUAUAUUAUUAUCUCCUUAUUGGUGGGGCUGCCAAUGAGAGCUGCCCACUUGGCACUGUCCCGUAACAGGGCCUUUUCAGUUGUGGUUAUAUUAAUUCCUGCAAGGACAGAUUGCAAGAGGAUAAUAAUGAAGCAAUGCUAGGUCCUGACCUUCUAGGCCUUAUGCUGGGGCAUUAAAAGGAGGGCGUUGCUGGACCUCACUCUCAUUCCUUGCUAUAACAAUUUCCUUCCCCAUAUGUGAGCAGAAAGAGCAAAGAGUCUUGCACUUUGUGGAUCUUUGAAAUGAUAUUUACUGACAUUUCACAGGUACUAGGUACUGGGUGGCAUGCCAGCACCCAUGGUUGUCACAUUGAUGGUGCCUGCUUUAAGGUGAUAAGAAUUACUAGAUAAGCUGGACACAUUUGGACACAAAAUUCUACCCCUAAGAGGUGUCUGGUUGGCCACUCAGGGAAGCAGGCCUUUAGUAUGACCGAAGAAGGAAAUUUCUGAAAUUGUAUUGUGUUAAGCAGGUUGCUGCCUUCCAUUGUGGCUCCUUGGCUUGACAAGAGUCUCCAUGAAAUAGUACAACCUCCCCUUUUCCGUGUGCAUGGCUUGGGUUGCUAAUUUAAUGGGAGAAAUGGAGGCACUCCAGAUGACAAAUAGCUACGUUCAUCAGUGCACCUCCCUGGAGUCGGCCUCCAAAACGCAUUACAUAGCAGCAAAUUAUUCUGUCAUAACUGCUUUGCAAAAGGAGAGGAAAACAAAAGCUCUCGCUUGAAUUGUUUCUUGUGUGUGCAUGUGUAAAGGGGGAAGGAGACAUUGAUGACAGUCCAACACCCAUCGCUGUAGCUUUGAUUUACCACGUAGCUGUGGUGAAGAAUCCUAUAAUUAGAGCAAUAAGAAAUGGCAGCUGGAAUGCAACAAACAGCUUCUUGAACACCCAGCCUCUUCUGCGCGGUUUUGUUCGGGUUGGUUGUUCAGCUGAAGGCAAUCUGGAAUUCUUCUCACUCCCGGCUGCCCCAGAGAGAUGGGGAACCUUUUUUAGGCCAAAAGCUGCAUCCCCAUCUGGGCAACCUUCCAGUGAUGGGCAAGGCCAGACACAAAAGUGAGUAGAGCCAUGAAUGUUAAUGUUGCCUUUGUAAAGCAGGCUACACUCACAUACCCUUUUCUAUUCUCCAUCCAGACAAGUGACAGGCAUGAUCAGAGAGUUCAGGCAGGCUAAAGCACUCAAGGAGGAUGUGGAGCAAGGCCAGUGAGCCUUGGUAUGGCUUGGCAACAGAAGGUGUGGCUGAAGAGAGUCCCCAGGGCCAGAUAGAGGGGCCUGGGCCUGAGGUUCCCCAUCCCUGAUCUUAGGAUACAGGGAGAGGUCUUUAAGGAUGGAUUGUGGAGGCCAUUGGUCAGUAUACACAAUGGAUUUUCAUUUGAUGAGUCUGGAGGUGCAAUGAGGCUGGUGUCAAAGAUUGGCAUUGCUGGAGACCCACGACCAACCUGGAACCCCACGAUGCUACUUCUCCUUCUUGCUGUCACCACACAUUCACCUGUCCCCCCCUGUUGUUGCCCACAGCAGUCAUUCCACAGGCCAUAGGAAAGGAAGGUGGGACUUCCAAGUCUCACCGCUGGCUCUCCUGAAAGAACAGCCGCUAUGUUAUGGCAGGAAAAGCUCCACGGGACACCUAUGGGUGAACAGGAAUGUAAAGGGAGGAAAUCAGGCAGCCUUGUUCAGUGUCAGACUUUUAUUUGUUUUAUUCCUCAACCCGAACAAAAUCUCCUUAAAUAAUAUAAUAACACAUAUAUAGGGCUAUAUACAUACUCAGAGGAAACUCACUGAAAUUAAUGCACACAAUUACAGUGGUACCUCACAAGACAAAUGCCUCGGAAGACGAAAAGCUCGCAAGACGAAAGAGUUUUUUGUUUUUUGAGUUGCUUCGCAAGACGGAUUUCCCUAUGGGCUUGCUUCGCAAGAUGAAAAACGAAAAAAAACGAAAACGUCUUGCAAGUUUGUUUCCUUUUUCUUAAAACCGUUAAUACCCAGGGUGACUUCAAGGAGCAACUCAUAGCAUGCGGUGUGGUAGCCUUUUUUGAGGUUUUUGAAGACUUUGGUGAUUUUGAAGACUUUGGGAAACCGUGCUUCGCAAGACGAAAAAAAUCGCAGAACGAAUUAAUUUCGUCUUGCGAGGCACCACUGUAACUUAAGUCCAUUAUAUUCAGUGCGUCUACUCCAAGUAGCACUUAGUUGGCUACAACCCACAGUACUGUGUGUUGACUUUGAAUAUAUAAAUAUUUCCAUAUUAUUAUUUAUCUCUAUCUCAUACACUUUACUUGGCCUUUAUUAAAGCUUUUGACAAUUAAGUGGGUAAAGUACAAGUAAGAAAACCAUUUGUCUGCUUGUAAAGCUGCGGUGAAGCUCCAGUACCUUGGCAUUUAAGAAGAUAGUGACUACAAAACAGGUGUGUUGCAGCACCACCCUUUACCUCAAAGUCAAAGCAUGACUUGGCGUUCCUGGUAUACAAAGCCCUGGAAAGGGUCAGUGGUGAUUGCUGAUGGUCACAUUCAGAUAUUAUGCUAAACCCUCCUUCCCCCACCCUUCAGUCUCCAGAUGCCGCUGGACUCCAGUUCCCAUCAGCCCCAGCCAGAACUAUCCAACGGUUGAGGGAUGAUGGGAGUUUUGGUCCAACAACAUGGUGACCAAAGGUUGGGGGCUGGGCUAAACUAUCGUUUUCAUGACAAGAAUGAGCUGCAUCAUGUUUCUACACUCCCCUCUUUUCCUCCCUCACGGUCAUGGGGAGCAGAUUAGAAGUUUUUGCUUCUGGUUUUUAUUUACCACAGUUUAAGAUGUUAACGUUAACUAUGUUAAUGUUAAACAUGCCAGCUUCAUAACCUAUAGUUUCAAACUUAUGGUUUCAAACAAACAAGAGUUAACUACUGGUCUGGAUAACAGAAGCAGAAACUUCCAAACUCCUCCUUGCUGCUGCUCUUUCUUGUGACACUAAACUAUGGUUUAAUGAGACAUUCAUACAUGGCCAAUGUCACAUUGCAUUGAAGCAAGGUCAAGCUUAGUUUCUUUGUGUUAACCAAAGGUCAUCAGAAAUUUUCAUAUCACAAAGUGACUGUUCCAUAUGAUUGUUAAAGAUUCAGUAAAAUGCCAGUUCUUGUACACUAGCUACUGUUGCAAGGCAAUAAUUCAGAUUAGUUAGGCGCUUUACAAAUCAGUCUCCAACAUGCCUGCCGUGCUUAGUCACAUAAUCAGUUGGAUUAAUCAGUUAGGAAUCUUUCAGUCAAUUCAAAGAAGUGGUCUCAAAUUAGUUUUUAGCCUUCUGAUAGGUGGCUAUUGCUCCUGCUUGAUGGAAGCCAGUGAGGUGGCAGGCUCUUCUGAUCAGCAGAAUCCCCCGUUGGUGGGUGAGGAUCAGCUGCACAUGAACCAAGCAUGUUUUAAGAUUGGGGGCUUUGCAAUUAAGAACCCCUUUAAAAACUGCCCAACCCUUCACUGGAUGAGAGUGAGAGCGAAGUAUGUUGCUGUUGGUAUUAGCAGCAAUAUUUUUCCUGGAGCGAGAAGUGCAUUUGAGUCUGACUUGUAGACAAUUCGUUCACCAACAGGCUGCGUGGGUCGAAAGUUAUCCACCAUUGGCCACUCUUUGUCUGUGUCAAAAUAGAGCUUCAUCCAGAAUUCUUGGAUCUGUGGAGUAACCAGAAAAAUGAGACAUUAUUAGAAAAAUGAAAAACAAAACAAUGGAACUAGCAUUACAAUCCUAACCCCACUUACCCAGGAGAAAGCACCACUGAAUUCAAUAGGAUUUCCUUCUGAAUAGAUAUGGUUAUGUUUGAAUUAAUAAUAGUAGUAGUAGUAGUAGUAGUAAUAAUAAUAAUAAUAAUAAUAAUAAUAAUAAUAAUAAUAGCUGUUUCAUGUUAUAAAGCCAAUGAAACGGUGUACCAGGGUAAAAGCAGAAUGAAACACAGGAACACAAAUUCUGAGAAAAGAAGAAUGAGUUCAAUAAACUAAAGCAAUAAAACCAUUCAAAUAAACUCUAAAACCAAUGAAAACACUCCAUCAACUUCAAAACUGAUCUUCUAUAAAUGUCUGGGUUACACCUCUGCGGAAAGCUUCUGAAACAGCAACAUAUUUAGUAGGUGCCUAAACAUCAUCAUGCCAUGUGCCUGUCUCAUUUUGGCUGGUAAAUUGGGAUAAAGGGGUGCCAUCCUAAUCCAGCCUGCAUUGAUCCCAGCAUUCAUAGCAAAAGCCUUCCUCAACUUCCUCAACUUUUCUUUCCCUUUUCCUGAAUAAAAAGAAGUACUCGCCCUGGGAUGAAACCCAGUGCCACCUUGCGGGACUAUUCAUUUCUAUAGCCAAAAUUCUGAAAGAGAGAGCCCAAGAGAGGGCAUUAGAAUUAAGUGGACAGCAUUAAACUACAUUGAAGUGCAUCCUGCACAGCUGUUGCCUACUAGCACAAUGGCUGUUAAAUUGCCCCAAAAUAAUUAAAGAAACAGUAAUUCUGAAGAAGUGGUUAAGUGAACUGAUUGAUGAGGCUUAAGCAUGUUAGGGUUGAAUAUGCCUUUUAUAAAGCCCCAUCUCUUGUGUUUUGUCUCACCUGCCGGAGACUAAGUUCAAUAGGUGUCUCAAACAAAGUCCAGGUGACUCCCUCAUUGCAUCCAGGUGUGGUCAGUGAGCCGGUGUACCGAUAAAAGCUGUCGAGGGCUGACUUUUUAGGAAUGAGGGCUUCCAGGCACAAAGCCCCCAUUUCAGUUUCGUUGCCUAGAGAGAUCAGAGAGGAGUUAUUGUUUCGUGCAAGGCACAUCUUUCUGAUGUCACUCUGGCAAUUGCCUUCAGUUCUGUAAGUUUAUUGAUGCUGAUGUCUUUCAAAAGCAGUUUAAGGAAGACUGUAAGAAAAGCCCUGUGAGAUAAGCCCUGUGGGUGGCAGACUACAUGCCUCUUAGGAAACCCACAAGGUAGACUCAAGGGCCCUAGCCCCCACUUUCUGCUCUUUCCCCCAGCAACUGGAAUUUAAAUGAUUACUGUAUCUUUUCCUUGUUAGGAGUGGUAUUUCUGAGGAUCUCUUGAGAUGCAUGAGCAGUAACGGAUGGGGGAGAAAUUUGAUUUAUUUCGCAUUUUAAGCUGAAGCGAUCACAUUUGCCCUAUUCUGAAGCAAUACAAGAACUGAAACACAGCCAUCCUUCGGAAUUCGCACUAAUCCAAAUUUUGUGACGCAGUUCUCUGACUCAACAAAAAUACAUAGAAAAGUACAUAAAAAUGAAUAUGCUAGUUAAGAUAGCAUACAAAAGUGCUCUGCAUUAAGAUAAAAUGCUUGCAGAAUAGUGUACGUUAGCCAAAACUGCAUACAAAAAUGUAUUUCUUAGCCGAACUUUGCAUGUAUCCUGUAUAUCUGCAUCUUGCUAUAGAAAAUGCGAAGAACUGUGUUUAAGAUUGGCAAAAUGAAACACUGAGAAUACAGUAACUGAAAUGGACAGAACCAUCCAUCCGUAAUCAGCCAUGCACAUGAGAAGGUGCUUAAGGCCAUGAUGAAGCUGGAGAGAGACUAGCUCAGUGGUAAAACACCUGCUUUGCAUGCAACAGGUCCCAGGUUCAAUCCCUGCUAUCUCCAGUUUGUUUUUUAAAAAGAUAAUCGAAGUGAACAUGAUAGGAAUGACCUUUGCCUGAGAUUCUGGAGGACCCAGUAAACUGCCAUUGGUCUAUCUAGUUCACUCAGUAUCGUCUGCAGACCAUGGAUCGAGGAACUUUUUUUCAUUUCCUUCUGGGAAACUUUCUGCCAGAGCAUGCAGUGCAAAAUGGGUAGGGCAAUUAAAGUACAAUUUUAUUAUGUGCACAAUAGGCUACUUUCUGCAUACCCUUUUACAGCCUUCUGCAUUCUCCAUCCAGACAAACAAAACAAAACCCCAACAUCAUUAGAGUUCAAAGAACACACUCCAGCCAGGCAAAAGCAUUUUUGGUUUGAAUCAAGGCCAGUGAGCGGCAAGUCUUCUAUAGAGUAAAUAGCACUGGGCUCAAUGCAUCAAUGAUCAGAACGUGUGGAGGGAAGUGUCCUUAUGUAUUUACAUCUCCCUGUGAUGCUAUUAUUAUUAUAUUUUAUUUUAUUUUAUUUCACUGUAAGGUCCCAGGGCAGCUUGCAACAAUGAAAACAAUGUUAAAAACAGUUUAUAACAACUUACAAUCAGAAAAAUAAGGUGAAUCCUAGAAAACAUAUCCCUCAGGAACUAAAAGGCAGACUAAAGUCAAGUAUAGAGUAAACAUGAAGUUUUCUGACCUUGUUUAUGGAUCAAAGAGUUGAGUGUUUCUGCUGCUGUUUUAAAGAGAAAGUUUCCAUUAAGUCUUACCGUUGAAAGGAAUGUCUUUUAACUUUGAAAUGAAAGGUUCGUAGAACUCAUUUUCGUUGCCAUCCUGAAAUAAGACAUUUUUUUAAAAAAGGUACAAUUUUAAUGCCCCCUUUUAACUCUGUACUAUUUUCUAGAGCAUGGAUUGCGGGAAGGGGGGACCGUUUUUCUGCCCAAUGACCACUUUCCCUUCUGGGCAAUCUCCCAAGAGCCACAUGUCAGCAUUUUCCCCAUGGAUAGUAGAAAUUUAUCUUGCAAACAUACCAGAAAGUGUGAAAUGGCCCCCAUGAUUCUUACAGCCCAAGCCAAUUCUAGUUGCUUUGCCAGUUUUAAAGUGAACCCAAAUCCCUUCCAUACCUUUAUAAAGAAGCCCAGCACUGCUACGCCGUUUUUGGAGAGCGCUUCCUGUAUAGUUUGAAAGUUUUCCUUGAUGUGGACGAUAUGAAGCUAUGGGGGGAGGCAGGUGGAGAGAGACUGAGACCUUUUUCUACAGUACUGUGCUUACAAAUGUUAAACUUUUAAAGAAGAAACAAGAAAACUAAGAAUGAACAUUGAUAAGGAUAAAACCUUACACAAAGGAAAAUAUAUCGGUACAUAUAUUUUGCACAUAAGCCAUAUACAAUAUAAGUGAGGUUACUUGUAUAUUAUCUGAAACAAACUUUCAGAUCUGGAAGCAAGUAGACCCAUUGAUAGGCAAUGCAGGUAGGGUGUCAGACUAGGACCUGGGAGACCAGAAUUCAAAUCCCCAUGCAGCCAUGAAGCCCAUUGGAUUGUCACCUUGGUACAGUCACUCUCUCUUAGCCUGACAUAUCUCACAGGGUUGUCGUGAGGAUAAAACAAGGAAGGGGCGAAGUGUUUACACUGCCUUGAGCUCCUUGGAGAAAAGGUGAGAUACUACUACUACUAAUAAUAAUAUUAAUAGGAAGAAGAAGAAGGUUGCAUGCAUCUUAAGAGUAGAUACACUGAAAUUCAUGGACCUGUGUUUGACAUGACUGUUAAUUUCAUCUGGUCUAAUCUGACAUUAGCCAUACUUAGAUAUCACUCUAAGAUUACAAAACUUUAAACAAGGAGAUCAAUGACUAAUAAAACUAUUCUGGUUUUGUUGGUUGGUUGGUUGGUUGGUUGGUCUGUCUGUUUCUCCCAUUCCAUUCUUAUAUAAGUUUGCAAGUUUGCCCAGUUCCCAUACCAGUGCAACAUUAAUUCAGUUUUCAAAUUCAGUAUUUAAGCUUCUCCAAUGCAUAGCAAGGAUGCUAAAAAUUUUUGUUGUAUGUGUGAAUGCUCCAUGCAAGCUGCCUCAAGUGCACACUUGGCACAUUUGUCCAGAACAAUCCCUACAUUGGAAGUGAGUGGGGAAGGCUUUCUUUGUGGGUGUCAGCAGAGCUGUGGAAUUGGGGCCCUGGGCCAAGAGUUUACUGGACAUGUUGCGAAUCCCUGCACCCUUUUUUGUUUUUACCUCCAUGGCAUAUCUCUCCCCGUCAAUGCUGUGCUCCGAUCCAGGGCUCACCCUGCUUUUCUCCCCCUCGCUGUCUCCCCAGUGGAAGUGGAACUGCACCGCCUUGUAUUUCCCCUGGAGGCCACCUGACUCGAUCUUUGCUGUCCCAUCAAGCUGCACUUGGACUGAGGGAAGCAAAAAAGAAGUGCCCUUUCAGGUCAUUCAUUAUUUCAAAAACAUGUUAUCAUUAUAAACCGGGGGUUGCGUGGGAACCUCCACCCCACAGACCUCCUUUGCCCCACUAGGCCAUUUUAGCCAAGCCAUGCCCAGAUGCCACACACCAGAGGUCUCUGUUUCUCAUAUUUUCUCUGUUUUCUAAUAUUUUCUUUUUUUUAAAGAAAUGUGUCUUUUAUUGGUUUCAUAUAAAACAAAUACACCGGUGACAAUGAACAAAUGACACUCACAUCCCACUCAGUCAUGACUUCUUUGUUUUCAAUGUGAAUAUACUAAUUAUAUAAAAUUUUUGUUAACCCAGAGUAUCUUUCCAGAGUGACCUGUGUGGAGCAAGUAGUUGGUAACUAUGUUACUUCGCUGAAGCAUACUUUACAAUGCUAUACCACAUCAAAGUUAUCAGUUUUAGUAAUAUUACUACAUGCCUUCCUUCGUGAAGUCUUUCCAUCAAAGCGACAAACCAUAGCUGUUAAGUACCAAGUUUCAAACGCAUUAGCAACGGGGUCUUUCCAAAAUAUUGCAGCAGUCAAUCUUGCAGCUCAUUUUUCUAAUAUUAAAUUCAGUUGUCCCAAUUUCUGCAGCAAUUUGGGGUUUUAAACAAAAUCCUCACAAAAAUUAAUCAACAUUUUAGUGCUUGCAGUUUUCACUGGCAUACAUAGUUUUUUUUUCUAACUUUCCCUAAUAUAAUGCAUGUUUGUAUGUUUUCUUCAUGAAGAUAUUCACUUUGCACAUUAAAUAAAUGUGUUUGUGUCAACAUUGGUUGAAGAACUGCAUCAUAAAAUUUGGAUGAGUCUCGUGCUCUACAGACUGGAUACGUGUGAAUUUGAAAGGACAGCUGUGUUUCAAUUAGCACAAUGUUUUUAGAAAGUGUGAAGUUCUUUUUAAUACAGAGACUCCUAAAAAGUGCCAGUGGCAACAACUCUUCUCUUUCAUAUAAGAGUAGUGAUGGGGGAUAAAUUCAGUUCAGUUUAUUGUAAUAUUCUUGUUCCAAUUAAUAAUUCUUGUUAUUUGCUGCUAUUACUACUACUACUACUACUACUACUACUACUACUACCAGCAGCAGUGGGUCUCAGGGCAGGUUACAUCAAUUUAAAAUCCAGAAUGAAAACAUUUAAAAGAAACCACAGUCACAGGAAUAGGGUGGGAUGAACUUACCAUAUCUGCACUUUCUGAAAGAGUGUUCGGAUGUAUUAGGAGGAAUAUGUGCAUAUCAGGAGAAACUCACAUUAAAAUGUUGGUGACAUUCCAGGGGGACUUUUUUAAAAAACAACAACAACCUCCAACUGAUGGGGAUAUGUGGAGAACCAAACUUAAGCUUGAAACGGAGAGAAGCCAAAAUUGGCAGGUACCCCCAUUCCUCCAUAGGAGGAAAUGACUCCUGAGAGAGGAUGGCUGCCAUGGCCACCUGCAUCUCCUAAAAGAGAAGUGGUCAACCUGUGGCCCUCCAGAUGUUCCCAUCUUCCCUGGUCAUUGGCCAUAUUGGCCAGGGCCAGCCCAAGACAUCUUUGCACCUGAGGUAACCUUCAAAAUGGUGCUCCCCUCCCCUCCAAUGAAGAAGGGGUGAGUGAAGAUCUACAUCGAGCACAAGGGCGAUGGGGAAGAAUGAUCUGCAUCCCAAUCUGUUGCCCCUGUGGAUCCUGCCACCUGAGGCAGUUGCCUCACCUGGCCGCAUAGGUAGGUCGGUCCUGAUCCUGUCUUUAACUGAUGGGAGGUGCAGUCCCACGGGAACACUUUAAGGACACCACACCGGUUACUCUUGCAAUACAAUAGGUUAUAUCUUAUAACAUUUUCACCUCUCACCUGUAUGGCCAUUAUUUACUACUGUCCAGGGUUUUUCUGGCUUGGCGUUGUAUUUUUCAAACUUGAAUGGCUUGAGGUCCCAGUCGUAUUUCACAUCGUUGGUGAGGAUGUUGAUAGGAGACUGUUGACUUUUUCCACACUCCUCGAAUUCCUGUACCCAGUGGCGGGGUUCUGUCGAAGGUGUCGUGGGCAGGAGGGGAAGAUUGUUUCAGUGAAAAAAAAAGUUGGAGAAAGUUGUGCCACUGAAUGAACCAGGCUCUCUGCAAAUCAGGCCAGGCUUUUUGAAAUAUUAGCCAGCCUUAGGAAUGCAGAUGCCAGCCUUGUGCUCUCCGGAAUAGUUGGACUACAUUUACCAUCAUCCUGACCAUCAGCCAUGCUGGCCAGGGCUGAUAGGAGUCUUAGUCCAAUGAUGUCUAGAAUAACCAGCUUGGGAAGGCUAGUACAUGUCAUCACUGUAUUGUCUAAGGUGGCUGGUUAAAAACCUGGCUGCUUCAAAAAGCCUAAGCACAAUUGUUUUGCUGACUUAUCUGUGGCCCCAUCUGCACUAGACAUUUAAAGCAGUACCAUACCACUUUAUAAACAGCCAUGGCUUCCAACAAAGAAUCCUGGGAACCAUAGUUUGUUGUUUGGAGACCCAUUUAUGUAGCAGAGGGGCUGGAUAGCCAUGCUACUACAGACUUUAUAAAUGAUGUACAUGGGAAAUUAAAGUAUAGAACAAAAGAGUUUUAUGUGAAUGUGCAUCUCUUACAAUGGUAUCAAAGUAGUGGCCACUCUGUGUUCCCCAGGACUGCUUCCCUCCAUGCAAGCACCCCUGUUACACUUUGGGUUCCUACUUCCAGCCACUUUCCUUGCAAUAUUGAUCUCUGUCUUCUUUUUGGUACACGGAUGAGCAAUCUUGGCCUGCUGCCAAGAAUGGGCUCACCACCCUGACCCCUACCCAGCACUAACUUAAGCACACUUACAAGACGAUUGAGAGGUUUGUGUUUUCUUUUAAAAUCUGCUAUGAAUUACCUAGACAGUGUUGGCUUUGACACCGCUGUGACAGAUAGCACCAGUGGCUUUCUCCUGUAAGAGAGAUCAUAACAGCCUUUAGACAAUUAACUCUUUGGGGUGGGGAGUCAAUUUUUUUUUAUUUUUAAAAAAAAUAUUUAUAACAGUCAUGACACAUAUGAGUAGAAACAAAGGAGAAGAAUUGUAAUUAAAAUGAGAACAGAAACUUUGCACCUUUGAAAAACAGAUAAUUUCUCAGUCAGUAUCUUCUGUAACAGUGCAAAAGUGGGGGCCACAAACAGAAACGGCUGCAGUUUCCUGAUAACUGACAGUAUCUUUCUAGAACCCGUAUUGCCAAGCCCCAAGUGGCUCUGUGAUAGUUUAGCAUCUGAAAUAUAGAAGUUGUUUUUAAACAAAUAUUUAAACUAAUAGAUGUUGUAUAGGGUGCUGGAGUUCACGGUUCCACUCAGUUAGUGAUGCUUUCCUCCUGAAUACUCUCCAUUUCAUCUCCCCAAGCUCGUUUUCUAUCCUUCCCCCUGACAACAAUCAGCCCACAUUCCACAGCCACUGAGCAUGCUCAGAACCUCAUUAGGCUGUUUUUCAGUGCCUUUCUCCCAAAGAUCUUGUGAACUUCUGCAAAACUUGUGGAGAUUUUUUUUUUUUGAAAGAUCAGAAGGUGGUUGUUUUUUUUACCUAUGCUUUAGGAAAUGGGCUGCCAUAUGCCUGGAUGUUCCAGGACAUAUUAGCUGGCUUUUCAAAAAUUCAAAAAUUCCUCCUGGACACCAUUUUCAAGGGACGAAUCCCGGCGAUGUCCAGACGUAUGGCGGCCCUAGGUUCCCUAAGCAAUGGUACCCAUAUCCUGAGUAUUGGAAAUAGGGAGCCAUUCUGUCUGCAUCUAACCUCUCCUGCAAGCUGGUGAGGAUGAAAAUAGCAAAGAGAACCAUAUAUGUUGCCUUGAGUUCCUCAGGGGAAAAGUGUGAUGCAAAUGUCAUAAAUGGACCUAAGUUAAGAACAUCAGAAGAGCCCUGUUGGAUCAGGCCAUUGGUCCAUCUCUUUCCCAGAAGCCUGUGGGAAAUCCACAACCAGGACCUGAGCACAAGAUAACUCUCCCCUGCUUCCUCCAUGAAUUUGUCCAAUCUUCUUUUGAGGCCAUCCAAGUUGGUGUCCAUCACUGCCUCCAGGGGGAGCGAGCUUCAUAGCCUCAAGUAGAAGUACUUUUUAAAAUCUUUGCUGAAUCCUCCAACAUUCAGCUUCAUUGGACAUCCCUAAAUUCUGGUGUUACGAAACUUUUCCCUGUCCACUUUCUCCCUGCUGUGCAUAAUUUUAUAAACUUCUAUCAUGUCACCUCUUGCUUGACUUUUCUCUAAUCUAAAAAGUUCUAAACGCUGCAAGUUUUCCUCAUGGGGGAGUUCUUCCACCCUCUUGAUCAUUUGGGUUGCCCUUUUCUGAACCUUUUCCAACUCCGCAAAAGUCAUUAUAAAUAUUCCAAAAAUCAGGUUUUUUUUAAACUGGAAUUGGUCUGUGCUGUGGUUCCCCCUUGAACCUUGAACCCUGGCUGUGCACCAUCCCAAUAUUGUCCCAAUGUGCCUCCUUUGCAAAGGAGAGGUCCUUUAAAGGUCGUCACCGAAGCAGCAAAAUAACAUUUCCCCAGUCAGCAGAAUUUUGAUCUCACUCAAUAAUUCAGUGAGAUGAGCUCUCCCAGGGCGUCUUGUUUCUUGCAAUGUCAGCAUUUGAGUUAGCCUGAAAUCGAAGGGGAUGGAAAAGAGAUUCUGUUUAAAACUGCGGGGUCUAAGUGGUUAAUGCAAGUGCCUGCAUUCUGGAGGGCAACAGGGUUCUUUCUUGUUUGUGUGUGUGUUUUCUGAGUGCAACCCUCUAUCUGUUCUCCCUUUGUCCCAGUGCUUAGCUUUUUCUACAUCUCUAAGCAUCUAGAGCAGUCUUUGCCAAACUAAUGCCCCCCAGCUGUCUAGAACUACAAUUCCAUGGCUUGGGUGGUUAUUUGAACCCUGCUCUCCCAGGUCCUAGUCUGACACUCUAAUAUAAACACUUUUGUACAUGAUUUUGCUUAAAACUCACAUUUUUUUGCAAAGCUGUUCUUCUAAUUCAUGCAUCGGCUACUUCAAGACUGGAUUACCGCAAUGCACUUUGUGUGGGGUUUCCCUAAUGCUUCGUCCAGAGGUUGCAGUUAGUGCAGAAUGCUGCAGCACGAUUGCUGACAGGAAUGAGGCCUUGUCAGCAUAUAACACCCAUGCUCAGAGCCCAGGACCUUGUUUGAGUAUCUGAGCUGAAAUGAACUCAGUCUUUCCACAGCAAAAAUCCAUGCCUUUGUUAUUCCCUCUCACUCCCCAAUCUUUUUACAGAGGUCUUUCUCCACCUUGUUAAUUAAGGGCCAACACAGAGCCUGAGUGCUGAGUGAUGCUAAUUUGAUCGGGAAAAACUAGAAGUAAAGAUAAAACCUUUGGCCAAAGCAAAUAAAAGUCCAUUUCUACAAAUAUUAUUAAGCGGAUUAGGGUUCGUGUGACUCUGAUCCUUCUAAUCAGUAUCUGAUAAGUUUUAUCCUCUUUCUCAAAUUUCAGAGCUAAUGUCUGGGGUUUUUUUAUUUGCUUGUUUUGUUUAAAUCAUGGUCUACUGUGGUUGUAGAGAGCAGGGGGGGGGGGGGAAUAUGGAGGCUUCCAAGGGCAAGUACUCCAAGCCAUUCAAAUCAUGUAGCUGAAAGACCAAAGGAAAAGGUUACAAAUCCCCAUUCUACAAAUCUGCCCCUUUUCCAGUCUUGUUCCUGGUGGGAGUCACUCUGUUUUUCCAAUUUUGCUCUGUCUGUUUUCCUCGGGACAAUGUGAGGAAACAGCAUUGCCUCCCCAGGUGUGUAUCUCUGCCAAACAGCUCAGCCUUGAACAAUGGGCUGUCAAGUGGAGCCUUGAGACCUCUGCAUGCCUUGGAAGGACAAGUUGGGGCCAGGGGAGAGGAACUUCCAAUGCAGAACCUCAGAUGCUUUUGGGGUGUGGCUUAACAGCCUCUAAAGAGGGAUUAGAGCAAUUCAUGAAGGUUGUCAGUGGGGAACAAGCCAUGAUGGCUAUGUGGAAACUCCAAGUUCAGGAGCAGCCUACCUGAGUACUUCUUGCUAGGGAGCUGCAAUAGAAAAAAGGUCUGUUACCUUCCUGGCCCUUCUUAUGGCCUUUUCAGAGCUCCUCUGCUUGGCCAAACUGGAAACUAGUUGCUUGCUGCUGCUUAUAGACAUCAUGCCUUUUAUUACUAGCUUAAAAUGCACAUUAUGUGCUUAAAACACAGCCAGGUCGUUCUUUUUCUCAAUUUGGAUCAAAUCCGGUUUUAGGGGGGGAAAUACCUCAAAUGUAGCAUUUCAUAGGAAAUGACAGUAUAGACAUGGAUUGUGGCAUGAUCAUGUGUACACGGCUUCCUAAACCAGUGAUGGGAGCACACUGGAUGCAGAGUAAACAAGAGCAUGCGCACAACUUGUGAUGUACAUCAGCACAUAUUGUGGCACUGAGUUCCAUAGCUUAAUUUUGGCACACCAUGCUUCUUUUCGUCAGCCCCAAAUCUCCUGCUGAUCACAUUACUGUGCUUUCACAUUCCUGUGUUUUAAAAUUCUGAUUUAUUAGCUACAUAGGAAUCUGCCUUAUAGUGUGCCAGAUCCCUAGUCCAUCUUGCUCCAUAUUUUCUAUACUCCACCUGGAGAUGCUAAGGAUCAAACCCUGCACCUUCUGCAUGCAAGGCAGAUGCUUUACCCAGAGCCGUCUUUCCCAUAGGGCUUAGUGGUGCGUUGCACCAGGGCGCCGGCCUCUCAGGGGCGCCCCAGCAAGUGGGGGAGCUGUGCGGCUUUGCCAGCGGCCUCCCCUUUCCCUGCAUGCCCGCCAGCUGCGCCCCUUCAACCAUAAGGCUGGCGGGCGUGCAGCUUCCCUCCCAAGCCUCUGCAGGGAUCGCUCUCCUCCUGAGGAGACUUGGGAGGGAAGCUGCUCUCUCCUCCGCGGAGGAGAGCUCUCUCCUCCGCGGAGCAAUCCUCUGCAGGGAUUGCUCUCCUGCGUUCUUGAAUGGUCGGUGAUGUGGUAGUGUUAUACUGUUUUAUUUAUGCAAAUUGUUAUACUGAAUUCAUAUUUUCUACAAUCUGUAUACGGUGUUUGAUUUAUAAUGUGUGGUUUGCUAUGCCUAAUAAAGGAUUGAUUGAUUGAUUGCUCUCCUGCAGUGGCAUGGGGGAGAGUUGCACCCCAGAUGGCUGGCAGUGCACAGCUACAGCUACUCCAACACUAUCCGUGGUAAUUUGGGGCCGCUGGGUGGAUAUUUGCACCCCGGCGCCGCAUCUGCUAAUGACGGCCCUGGCUCUACCACUGAGCUAUGGCCCUUCCCCAGCAGCAGCAGCAGAAUCUAAAGAGGAAGCCAAGACAAAGAGUGCCACUCCGGGUGUGGGAAAGCUGCAAUAAUUAUUUACCACUGAAACAUCAUAAAGAAAUAAAAUUGCCCUCUUGUUAGUUGUAUAGAGAUGUGUCCUGCACCAGAGAGCAAUUUGUAGACAGGAGGAGUUUCCGUCUCUCCUGAAUCACUAACGAGACCCUUCUUUUGUGUUCUGAGCUGCCCAGAGAAGAAUGUCAUUAAGUGGCCUAUAUAAAGACUCCAAGUUAAGUAAAAAUAGUAUUACAAGAAAGGGAGAAAAACUUCUCUCUAUCCAGUUUCCUCACCUCAUGCAUAAUUUUAUAACCCGUCCUGUUUUUGCUAUACUAAAAGGGCUUUGAACGUUGCCUGGCAUUGCUUGCCUUUUUCUGCACCUCCCUCCCCAACUGUAAAGUGUGUGUAUGUGUGCAUUUACAAAGCAAAGUGUUUUUAAUUUAUGUAGCAAAACUGUUUCAGCUUCUGCCUUCAUCAGCUGCUCUGAUACAAAUUAAACGAUGCUGUUUCCAAAGUGGCUGUUAAUGGUGUUUUGCUCAGAAGGGCUUCAUUUCCUGAAGCUAAGCAAUACUGCGGCCAUCGUUCAGGUUGAGACCAUGCAGCGUUAAUGUGUCCACCAUGUACUUCCCCUUCUUUUGCUAACAUUGUGGGAUUUGUUGGCUUCGCAGCUUGCAAGAAGCACAGUUUGAUGCCUGCCUGCCUGCCUGCCUGCCUGCCUGCCUGUUUUUAGAUGGAGGGACCAGAACUGUACAAUAUCCUGUGUGCGCCUGGCAGUGAUUGAUCUGUAGAUUUGCAUAUGCACAUAGAUUUGUAUCCUUUGUCCUUGUUAAGGAUGGGUGAAUCUGGCCAAUUCAUUUUUUCUUCAUUCCCCCCCACCAUGAAGUUCACUUCACCCCAUUUCCAAGUCAAUCUGCAGAUUGUUUAAAAACUCCAAACUAAAACGCAUGAAAAUUUGGAAGCCAUGUCUUCAAAUACGCAAUUCUGCAUGUUUUCAAGCAAUAUUUCCCCUAAUAAAAUGUAGGGUUGGUUUUUUUUUUUUACACCGUCAUUUCCACAACUAUAUGCAUUUUUGUGCAGUUUUUGGUUGGAGAACCGUUCCAGAAUUUGAAGAAGCACCUAUUUUGAAGGACAGAUAUGUUUUGUUUUGUUUUGCUUGUUGCUUUGGGAAGUGUGAAUUUGGGAGCCUUGCCUAGCCCCUUCCCAGCCCCUAUUUUGUUGAGAUACUUCAGGGGCCAACUAUCUACACUUUCCAGAAAAAAUUGAAGACAUUUUUGUUCUGACAAGCUUUCUCAGACAGACAAAUUUGGCCUCAGCCAUAGGUGCCUCCUUGGUGCUGUUUUCAAAUUUAUCUGAUGUUAUUUUCUGUGUUGUUUUUAACUGCUUUUAAUUGCCUUGAGAUGUGAGGAAGGCAAUGACUAAAUCAAUAAAUAGUGUUGCAUAUUAGUCCCUUCAGCUAAAGGUGUCCCCACAAACUAUUGUGUAACCCCAUAGAAACCUCUGGCUCUUUCCAUUCUCAUGGGGACUCUAGGGCCAGCUUUCUUUCUUUCUUUCUUUCUACUUGAGCAGAUGAUCCGACUUUAGUAACCUGUAUUUCCCAUUUCCUAGCUUUAACCCCCCCCCCCGUUUUGUUCCUGUAUAACAAUAACACGCAAAUAUGUGUGUUCUUUAAAUUGUAGCUAUGAGCAUGUGUUUAGGUUAUCAGCAGAGACUUGGCCAGGAGUUGGGGGAGAACUUGUACAACUCUGUCCAACAAGAUAAAAAUAAAAAUCUGUAUGUUGCUUCCCAACCUCAGCAAGUUGCUGUUAACAACAGCAUAAGAUCAUAGGUACAUCAGAAGCUGCUUUAUAAUAGAUCAGUAUUGUCACUACACUGACUGGCAGCAGCUUCCCAGGGUUUCAGAGGGAGAAUAAUCUCAGCCCUUCCUGGAGAUGCUUGGGACUGAACCUGGGACCACCUGUGUGCAAAGCAGACAUUCUAACCUUGAGCUACGGCUCUUCUGUGGCUUACUGUGGUUCACAGCCCUGUUUCAGUACCAAGCCACCACCCUAGAGAAGGAGUAUUUCUGAGCACAUGCAGAGUUCAGUUUUCUAGUCACUGAGUGAGCAACAGCCUUUCCCUCUGCGUGUCAAAGUUUCAGUUAUUGAGGAACAGAAACUGGAAAUACCACAAUAAAAUCAUAAGAGACAUAGGCAGAGGGCCUUCUUGGUAGUGGCACCUGCCCUGUGGAAUGCCCUCCCACCAGAUGCCAAUGAAAUGAUACAACUAUCUGACUUUUAGAAGACAUCUGAAGGCAGCCCUGUUUAGGGAAGUUUUUAAUGUUUGAUGUUUUAUUGUGUUUUUAAUACCCCGUUGGGAGCCGCCCAGAGUGGCUGGGGAGGCCCGGCCAGAUGGGCAGGAAAUAAGUAAUAUAUUAUUAUUAUUAUUAUUGAAUUUUCUUUGUGGGGGAGAGUAGACAGGUGAUCGGAGGGCGGGGGGCAGGGAGAGCAAGCUAGUUUCUCAGAAAGUAAAAAUGAGAAGCAUAGUGUCUGUAUAUUCCAGGUUCCACAAAAGCUAGAUAUAUAUUUACCCUCUGGGAAUCUGGAGAUUAGGAUUCAUUGGGGUGGGGGAAUUAUUCCCCACCCCCAGAUACAUUUAGACAGAGGGGUUAUUUGGGGGCAGAUUUUAUGUGCUGCAUACAGUCGCUUUGUUUCUCAAGAGAUCCCAGAGCUUUGGGCAAGGGGAAGGUCAAGACAAAAAAACAACUUUAUCAGAAUUGCGGAGCACCUUCCUUCCAAGGAAAGAUUAGCAUGUUUGCGGGGUUUCAGAGCUAAAAGGGCAUUUGGAGGUGGGGUUAUCCAUACCUCCCUAUAACCUUCCCUCAGCACUUUCCUCCCAGCUGAGGUCCCUAGGUAUGUGAGCCUGCUUAGGCAUUGCAGCUGCAGCUACAGAACCGACUCCUUGGAACGACUCCCUGUGGCUUCUCUCCGCCACUGUUUCCUUUUGGACAGUGUCCCCAUUACAAAUAGGGAGGAACAGAUGGGGACGUGUCUUGGCCCUUCUGCGGACAUCCCUUUCCGCUCUGACUCCCCUUCCGUGGUUCCUGUGCUUAUCAGCUCCAUUGUCCGGCUCAGGCCAAACUCGAUCCCUGCUGCGUGGCUGCUGUAGCAAAAAUCAUUCUGCUGGACAAAACAAAGUCCGCUCAUACUUGUCCAAGCAUAUUGAGGCUCUUCUCCCCAGCUGCUCUGUUGGCAAGCCGCCAGUUGUAAACUAUUUGGGGCAGGGGCGUGCCAUUCAAAGCACCAUGCCCAUUGCAAGGACAGAGGAAGCUGCCCUAUGCUGAGUCAGGCCAUUGGUCCAUCUAGCUCAGUAUUGUAUGCACUGACUAGCAGAGGCUCUCCUGGAUUUUAUGCAGGGUUCUCUCCCAGUCCUGCCUGCAGGGGAUUGAACCUGGGACCUUCUGCAUGCAAGACAGGUAUCCUACCACCGAGGGACAAAUGUCUGAGUGACUGCAGCCCUUCGCAUUGAUUAAGGUUCAAGGAAUAACAUGUUUCAGGGAAUAGCUCAGUUGGUAGAGAAUGUGACUCUUAAUCUUAGGGUUUGGGGUUCGAGCCCCAUGAUGGGCAAAAGAUUCCUGCAUUGCAGGGGGUUGGACUAGAUGACCCUCAGUGUCCCUUCCAACUCUACAAUUCUAUGAUUCUAUAAUUCUAUUAAUUCACAAGACAGGAAAGCCAUAACCACUAGAUACCGGCACCUCUCUCUCUGUUUGUAUGUGUGUCAAUCUCUAAUGUGUGCUUGGGGAUGGGGGACAAAGUUGAUUCAGUUCACCUUUAAAGGUGAAUGUACUGAAUUCACAUUUUCCUAAACAAUAUAAGAAUCAAAACACAGCCAUCCUACAAAAUUCACUCUUCUCUGAAUUUUGCAAUGCAGUUCUUCAGCCAAACGAUAUGUACAAAAAGGCAUAUAUUAGGGGGAAAUGUGCAUAAAAAUGCAUAUACAAUGCCAUACAAAAUGCAUUUUAUUAUGGGAUCUUCACUGAGGUAGCACAUGCUUUGAUUGGCUGUGCGGUUCUGAGAGAGUUUUUCCUUCAUAUGUUUGGUUAAAAGUUUUCCUGUUAUGUAGAAGGCCUGAGCUAAGAAAGACAAGGCAUCUCUGUAGCAUUCUGUUCAAAUUAUACACUGUUUUUGUUAAGCUAGCUCAAUAAAGUGUUAUCAGGACUAUUCUUUCUGGGUUCCCACCUGUGUUAUUUAAGUGGCUAACAUUCCAUCUAAUUCUGAUUGGCAGCAUCUCCCUGGGGUUUAAGGCAGGGGUCUUUCUCCCAUCCUACUCUAAAAUGUUCGGCCUUGCAGCUUCUGAAGUAUGGAAACACUGUUGGGUUGCAGUAGUGACACUCUGGAUCCUUUUGAGAGCUUCAAAUGGUGGAGUUCAUUUUAAGGGCAGUUAUGUUCCCAGGCAUAUUGGUCUCAUCAAACACAACCCCACAAAUAAUAACUUUUUUAAACUACAAAGCUUGUUGUGCUUCUAUCCUUUCAAUGUGGCACUUUAAAUUCCUCUUACCUACAAAUUGCUCAUUGGCAAAGGACACACCUAUAUCCAUUUAACAAGACGGAACUUAAUUUUGUUAAUGCUUCAGUGGUAAAGAAUUGUCGCAUCUUUCCCACGCCCAAAGUAGCGCUCUUGGGAACAAAAGAAGAGCCUGCUGGGUCAGGCCAACGGCCCAUCUAGUCCAGCAUCCUGUCCCCACAAGUUUGUAUGACAGGUGGCUGUCCCCAUCUUGAUCCUGGAGACUUGUCAGGCAAGGAUGUGGAGAAUGCAGGCUUAAUCUUCCAUCAACUCUAGCCAGCAAAGCCAACGCCUAUCUUUCCUCACCAUUGGUCAUGCUAGUUUGGAUGGACAGGAAUUGAUGUUUGAUGGGUGUGCAGGACCACCCACCUGUCAGCCACAUGAUGUCUCAAUGACAUCAUCAGGUGACCUGUUUCACCCUUCCCCACAAUUUGAAAUCACAUCAUUCAGGAAGAAUGUACAGCACUUUGCAGGCGGUGGCCAUCACCCAUCAGAGCAGCAAUAUCUGCAACCCCACUUUUGGCCUAACUGCACUUUUGCCUGCAGGGAGGUCGGUACUGUACAGGCACAUUGGCAGAGCCAAUCCAGUGCGAGGCACCAUCCUUCAUCACCCACCGCUCCUGGGAUCUUUAAAGCAGACUUGGAGCAGAGAACCAGCUGGCUGGCCAUGCUUGGAAAGCCCAGUGCAAAGCACUGACUAUCAUCUUAAUCUAGGGAUUUAGAGUUGUUAUCUGUGUUUAUAAGCACUCUCUCUUUUCCCCCUUUAGAUGUCUUUCUGCCUACCUGAACAGUGCUGCCGUAUGCACAGCAAAUAAAAUACUACACCGUUAGCAUGUGCAUGCUAUAGGCAGCGAGUGUGAGAGAGAGAUCACAUCCCUUCCAUUUGUGCAAAGCGUUACCUCUUGACAUUCUCUAAUCAAUAGGAUGCCUCUGGCACAGUAAGCUCCUGUUUGAAGGAGGAAGCCAAGCUAACUUUAAAUGAAACAAUAAACAAAUUCAGGCAAAAGGUGAGUUCCUCCCUGGGGGACAGUUUGCUCUUAGGUUGAAGAGGGCAUCUUCUCCCAAACUGUGGCAAAGGCAACUGGUCCUAUGGCAUUCUUUCCUGUGGGUGCUUAAACAAAGCCAGCAGGAGCCUCCCUUGCAUCACACAGAGAAGUCAUCACGGGAGAUGGCGCUUUUUGGCAAUUGACUUGAUGAUGUUAAAGUUGAUGAUUAAAGUUUCCGUGCCUAUGGAGGGAUUCCGUAAGGAAUGGUUACGAAAACCUCCAAUGUGCCUUCCUGCAUCAGAUAAAGAUCUAUCUAGUGCUUUCUUUCCAUUUUAGAUUGUAAGGUCUUCAGGGAAGGGGCCUGUCAUACUGCACUAUGUCAUGUAAAUUGAUGGAAAAUCUAUUUUUGUAGUUGCAUGCAUUUCUUUUCUUUAAAAAAAAUCCAUGGGAGAAAAAGGGAGAAGGCUGUACCUUAACUAUCACAAAAGCAGGCAGCGUGGAAUUCCCUGAAGCUCAUGAAAGCGUCACCUCCCGCCAGCAAUGGUUGUUCCCAGCAUCUGGUCCUUAGGGGUUGAUUGUCUCUAAUCAGGGAAGUUUGCUUUGGGUACCAUGGCGAGUAACUACUGAUAGAUGGUUCCUCUGCCAACUGGCUAGACACUUCAUUCGAAAGCUGUCCAAGCAAGAACACUGCAUCUUGUGGCUGGGAGUUCUACAAGCGAAUGGAGUGUUAUAUGGGAAGGAGUUUUUAUUUUUGUCAAUCUUGAACUGGCCGCAAAUUAAAUCCACUGGUUGACAUGUCACUCACUCCAACCUUACCCGGAGUUCUUUUAUCAUGAGAACAAAACAAAAAAUCCCCCAGUUUAUACCUCACUAAAUGGGAAAGGCAAUAGCUUGAAUCUGGAAAAAGGGGACCCUCUCUCCAAUGGCCCUGAAACUUCCCCUCGAUCCCACCUGGCUCUGCAUCCAUUCCUCUUGUGCACAUAGCACAGUGGUACAGAGCACACAGAACGGCCCAAGUUCAAUCCCCAGAAUCUCCAGGUAAAAGGGUCACAUAGCAGCCGAUGAGGAAAAUGCCUUCCUUAAGCCCUGGGGAGCCAGUACAAACGGUCUGAUUUAUUUAUUGGUGAUGAGGAGCAUAAAAUCAACAAAUAAUUCAUGGAAGAAAUAUGAAAUAUAUCACAGAGCCACUUAAUUCAUCCCCCUAUGAGGCAAUUUCAUAGUAGAUCCCUGCAUAUGCUUUUGAGUACCUUCCUUGAAGGGAGGGGGGGUCUAAUAAAUACAUUACCAAACAGGUGGGAGUAUAUCUGAAUGUUGCCAUAACUCUUAGACCUGCUGUUAUGGUGGUGAGCUCCUAACCUUUCACCUUUGUUCUUUGGAGGCUGUGAUCAUAUGUGUGUGUGUGUGUGUGUGUGUGUGUGUGUGUGUUUGUGUGUGCACAUGUAUGUGUGUGUGUAUUCUUGUAGUUACUUUCAUGCUUGACUGACAGUAAUAUAUGUUUGUUUGUUUGUUUGAUUAAUUAAUUAAUUCAUCAACAUAGCUACAUCAAUCUCAGGGGGGCAGCCUAGGUGAACAAAUUAAAGUUUUUUUGGAGAUGCCUAAAUGCCAACAAUGUUGGUACUUGCCUGGUGUUCAUUGGGAGCACAUUCCAAAGGGCAGGUGCCACCACACUAAAAGCCCUGAUCUUAGUGGACAUGAGGCAAAUCCUGGGAGCAGCCAACACAACUAAGAUUGUCCCUCCUAAGGAGUGAAGUGACUGGGCAGGAAUAUACAAGGCAAGGCAUUCUGGGAGGUGCCCUGGUCCCAAGUUGUUCAUGGCUUUAUAAUGCCAUAUAUAAGCAGCCAGUGAAACAUGCCAUAUUUCAGUGCAGGUGUUAUGCUGCACUGUCAAAUAGGGUGCCCCACUCAACAACCCUGCUGCUGCGUUAAGGCAGCUUCUUCUGUCCUCAUUUGACUUCUUAGCCCUUCAGGCUAUGCACAGCUGAUGUCAUGUGGCUUUAGGCAAGGGAAAUGUGGGUAUGGUUCAUCCAAAACUGCCUAGUGGGCUUAAUUGCAUCCAUGGACCAGUGGUAUCUUGCCACAGCUUUAAAAUAUUGACUAGCUUCUCUAUAUUGUAUGGUUUUUCUCUAAAUGAAGGUAGCCUAAAUAAAUAAAUAAAUAAAUAAAUAAAUAAAUAAAUAAAUAAAGGUUGGCAUGGACAUUUGUGGGCAUGCAGCAGGACCAACAACCUUCCUUCUCUGUUGGUCUCCUGUUGACUCAUCCAUUUUCUCCUGCCUUGUCAGAUCAACCCUAACUCUUUUCCUGUCCUUGCUUUGGUCUUAAUGAAGACUCCCCCAUUUCUUCUCCCUUGGUCUGACUGUGGUAAAGGGGACCGAAAUGGGCAAGCAAAAUGUUCAGCAUGGGAGUGGUUGCAACACCUUCCUUAAGGCUAAGAACAGAUGGUGGGAGCUUCUGGAAAUGAUUGAUGGAAUCAUAUUCAGAGCCUUCCGGGAUUAGCCAAGGAAACUGAUAAGCAAACACUGGAUUGAAGACAGGGAAAAUAAAGUAGGGGUGGGGAGGGAGUUUGGAUCCAGCCACUGGGCCAGAUCCUUAUCUCUCUAUUCCUCUGUCAGUCAAGUACUACAUCAGAUUCUUCAAAAUGUAGACAGCCUGCCCAUAGCUCAGUGGUAGAGCAUCUGCUUUGCAAGUAGAAGGUCUCAGGUUCAAUCCCCAGCAUCUCUAGGUAGGACUGGGAGAGAGUGCCUGCCUGAAACUCUGGAGAGCUGCUGCCAGUCAGUGAAGACAAUAUUGAACUAGAUGGGCCAGUGAUCUGAAUCAGUAUAAGGCAGCUUCCGACACUGCUGUUUGUUUUGCAGAGAAGGGUCCUUGACUUCUGCCCUAAAGACCUACCCGGACGGCACCGGAAUUGCAUUUUGGGCUCCUCCUGCUGUGUGGGGCACUUGACUUCUGCCCCAAGAGUCCCAUUCUGAUGGUGCAAUGUGGGUAUGUAUAUCUCCUUUAGGGGCAAGAUGAAUCCAUUGCCCACUCUUGAGAUUUAACAUCGCCUGGGGGGAAGGAGCUGAGCCUUGAAGAAUGACAGCUCUAGCAAAAUCCGAGGAAGCACAUUUGAAGAAGGCAUUCCUGACAGGCCCAAAGAAAUGGGGACAGCAGUUUACCAGGGGGCAGGAAUGGGAAAGGAGGGCCUGUCCCUGAUAAACAGGGACAGUUGGAAAACGUAUGUGUCAGAGUAAGUGAAUGCAAAGCAAUCAGCCCUUGAGUCCCAACUCAGCACUUCUUUCUUUGAAAAACUCCUGCUUGUUAACAUGAAGAGAACAAAAUAAGGUCAGGCCUGUGCUUGGUACGGGAUGGUGAGAGGGCAGAGGAAACCUUGCUCACUCAUUAACUAUACUUAAAAGAAACAAAACAAAAACUCAAUAGGGGAGAAUACUGGGCGGACUUUAAACUGACAGUGCCUUGUGGAUGUGACAGGGCUAUGGAUUAUUAUCUUCUCUCUCUCUUUCUCUUUUAACAUGCUUUGUUAGUUCAAGAGGCUCAUCUUCCUGAUUCAGUGCUUUUUGUUGUGGACAGAUGUGGACAGAGUUGAAUCCUGCUGGCUGCAAUCUCGUUUCAUCACUGGGUGGUGGAGCUUGGGGCAUGCAUUUCUGAGCAUGGACAGAGUGUCCAGGCGGAAGAUGAGGAGAGAGUUUAUCAGCACCUCAGUUCCACUUACUUGAAUAGGAUAUGAUUGCCCUACUGGGAUAAAAUUCCCACUCCGUCACCGUAUUUUUGGAGUGAACUGGAGCCAGUGUGGAUCAAUUGAAGUCAGACCUGUUUAUGAAUACACUGAAUAAUAAUAAUAAUAAUAAUAAUAAUAAUAAUAAUAUCCCAAAGAAGUGGCAUAGUUUUUGUCCCCUCCAUUUUAUCCUUAUAACAACCCUGCAAGAAAGGUCAAGCAGAGUGAUCAAGAUUAAACUGCAAACAAACAAACACAAACAAACAAAAUCCUGUAUAUUUUGAGGAAAUAUGUUAAGAUUAUUUUAUGUGGUGCAAGAGAGAGGAGGCGGAGAGAGAGAGUGUGUGUAAUAUUUAUUUAUUUAUUGGAUUGAUUGAUUGAUUGAUUGAUUGCUUUUCUAAGCUGCCCUUCCUCCUCAUGGGGAGGCGUUUAGAACUCAGGGUCCUCCAGUGCAUCUUGACUGGCAAGAGAUUCAGGACAGACAAAAGGGAAGUCCUUCUGAUGUCCUUAUGGAUAUGUGCUCCUCCCAGAUCAGUGAUAUGAUUUGCAGCAGGGCUGGGUAACCCUGUGUCCCUCCUGAUGUGUGGCCAAUGGCUAGGGAUGAUGGGAGAUGUAGUCUGAUAACAUCCAUAAUGGCUUCCCUUCCCCCUGACAUGCACAAUCCUCAUGACAACCCUGUGAGGUAGGUUCGUCUGAGAAUCAGCGAGUCAGUAAGAAGUGACCCUGAUUGGGAGAGACACUGCCCAGUGAACUUCAUGGGUGAGGGUCUCUUUAGACCUAAUCUGAGCCUAUAAUCUGUGCCCCCUCCCGCAGAUAUUGUUGGACUCUGGCUCCCUUUAGCCUUGACCAUUGGGGUGGCGCUGUGGUCUAAACCACUGAGCCUCUUGGGCUUGCCAGUCGGAAGGUUGGCAGUUCGAAUCCCCACAAUGGAGUGAGCUGCUAUUGCUCUGUCCCAGCACCUGCCAACCUAGCAGUUCGAAAGCAUGCCAGUGCAUGUAGAUAAGUAGGUACAGCUGUGCGAGGAAGGUAAACAGCAUUUCUGUGCGCUCUGGUUUCUGUCAUGGUCUCUGUGCCAGAAGUGGUUUAGUCAUGCUGGCCACAUGACCCGGAAAGCUGUCUGUGGACAAACGGCAGCUCCCUCAGCUUGAAAGCGAGAUGAGCACCACAACCCCAUAGUCGCCUUUGACUGGACUUAACUGUCCUGCUCACUGGGCCUGAUGGGAGCUGGAGUCUGACAGCCUCUGGGAUGUUGACCUUUUGUGCUGCCUGCAAUUAAAAUUAGACUUCCUGCCUUUACAUCACACCUUCCGUUUGCCUCAUGAUUUGGAAUUGUCCCCCUUUUGAGCUCCUGCAAGCCUUUGGCUUUCCUCAGACAGGCUGAUACUGUGCAUGGCACAUGUCCGUCUUACCAAAUAUCUCAGAUACUUUUUACCUGGAGGUGCGGAAAAUAUAACCUGGUCAUAUCUGCACCACCAUACAUUUAAAGCAUAUGAAUUUCCCCCAAAGAAUGCUGGUAACUGUAGUUUACCCCCCACAUACCUGCAAUUCCCAGCACCCUUCACAAACUACGAUUCCCAGGAUUCCUUGGGGGAAGCCAUGUGCUUUAAAUUUUUGCAGGUAUCCAACCCAUGCCAAACCGCAAUCUCCCUACUGUAAGUUGUGUGUUCUAGAGGUGAGCACAGAAUCUCUGUUCUCUCAGCUCACCCCAGGCUGUCAGUGGCUUUCUACAACCUUUUUUAAAUGUUUGCUAGUUAAUGUUUGCUUAUAUCUCUGAUGGUUGAAUGACAAGGUUCAUCCAUCAAGGGUUUAUUUUUUUAUUAUUUUUUUACGGCCUUUGCCAAAGAUGGAAGCAUUAAAAAACAAAGGGGGAAAUGUCACUGUUCUCUUCUUUCCUGCACCCCCCCCCCAUUCCCUUGCUUUGAUGUGGAGGCUUCAUAGAGUUUUAGAGACGUUUGUGGUGCACUCAGCACAAGCUAUUUCCUGAUGUGAAAGUGGGAAUCUUUAGCUUUUGCUAUAAAUGUUGCUCGUUCUUAAGAUCAAUUGAAAAGCAACACUUGCAUGGAUAGAGGAAAAAAGAUGAAUAUGUAUGAUGUAGACACUGCAGGAUGCUGGAAUAGAUGGGCCAAUGGCCUGAUCCAGGAGGAUCAUCUUAAGUUCUUAUCUGGAUGUUUGGGGCAAAAUAGAUAUUUCUGAAGUUUGGGGAUAUUUUUGAGGACUGGCAGGUUGCUGCUUCUGAAUGCAUCUACCUCUGUACCAGGGAGGCUAAUGUAACUGCCGUGCUAGAUUUAUAUCUGUGCUUUUCAUGCUGCCUUACUUGAUAGUUAUCCUGAUAUGCUUUUACUUUUUGAGAUGUGAUUGAUUUUCCUUUUUUAAGUGAGUGAUUAUUAUUCUUAACAUCAUCAUACUUGAGAUUUUGAGUACUGCUUUGGGGGGAUAUGUUUAUUUUAAAAAGCAGCGUGUGCAUGAUUAAAAUCAAUAAAUAAAUUUAGCACUGUUGCUUUCCCACAGACAAGAACAUUUUGCAUGGGAAAUUUGCAUCUGUUGAUGCAAGGCAACGGUGAAAUUUGAACCCAUGCCCCUCUGAUUCUGUGCCCCCCCCAAGCUAUUUUCUGGAUCACACCAGCAUUCCAUGUCUUCCUGCAGCUUUUGUUUAAUAUUUCUUGGGAGACUUUUUUUUGUAUCUCUGCCAAGCUAAUAUUGACAACAAGAUAGGAUAUUUACGCAGGAGCUAUUUUUCCGUAGCCAAAAAACCCAUUCCCAAAAAUGUUUGCAUUUUUCUGAACAAUACUGUUAUUUCAAGAUAAGAAAUUAAAACAAACAACACCCCCCCGAAGCAUACACACAAGUAAACGUGCAUAAGAUUGUGGUAUGAAGCUCGGUUUUUCAGAUUUCUACAGAUUUACCUGGGAGUAAGUACCGUUGAAUUCAGUGGGGCUUACUUCUGAGUAGACAUGCACAGGAUCACACUGUGACAUAGUUCAGACAUGGCCAUUUUGUCAAGUCUUCUGUGCAAUAAGACAAAUUUUAACUUACGUUCUGAAAAGUUUGCCAGCUGUUUCACUGGUAAGUGAAAUUUAGAGUCCGGGGGCGUUUUGAGGUUGCAUGAGACGGGGUAGGAAAGUCCUCACUUUGGGCGGCAUUCAAUCCAUUGAUUUCAAUUAAUCUACUCUGAGUAGUGUUGGAUAUCACCCUUUAGCAUUAAAACUCCCUGAGCAUUUUCUACAUAAUAUUGUUAUGCUGUAAGCUCUGUCACUGCCUCAAAUUACAGUUACAGCCUCAGUUUUGUUUUUGAAGAUUUGGCAUCAAUCAUUACGUUUCUGCAAAAUAAUAGAAUACAAAAGUAAGUGCUUUCUUUCUUUUUUUCAAAAUUCAGUCAUACACAAAUUUGUAGACCCUCUGAAAUGAAUAGAGCUGAGUUAGUUGCUCAUUAAUUUCAGAGGAUCUUCUAUGAAUAUGACUAAUGCCAAGAAACAACCCAGUAAAACUUUAUAAGGGGAAACAGGAGAGAAAGGGGAGAUGGGAGUGAAAACGAGUCAGAAAUUGCCUCUGGAGGCAAACCACCAAAUCAAGGUAUCCUAUACACAUAUAGCCCAAUUCUGCCUAAAAACACAUGAAAUAUUGUAUUUUCCUCUCCCACUGUUAUAAAAAAAUUGCUCCAUAUUGCAAUUAUCUUAUUAUCUUCUUGUCUUCUUUCUCGGGUUAUCUGAAUAUUUGUUCAUUUUAUUCUAGCUACUUUAUCCCACUUUUAAUUUCCCCUUGAUAUUAAGGGGUUGUUGUUUUUUAACCCUAGUUAUAGCUGAUGAUUCAUUAAGGAAAUGAAUAGGAUACAAUUUGAUUGUGAAAAAGUUAGCACCCACAAGGGAGGCCUGCAGACGUGAUAAAAUGCACACCCGCAUUCUUGAACAUCAAGCAGCUCUGUGAGAGAAUAUAAAAGCUGACUAGAUUCUUAGGAACACAGGAAGUUAGCUGACUCUACACCAACUCAGGGCUUUUCUGAGAAACCUGGUUUACUGAGCAUUUAUCCUGAUUUCCUUGCACAAAGCUCACAUGUUAGAACACAUCUAGUCACUAUCAACCAUUCAUUCGAAUUCAUUUACAACAGCAUGCAUUUAUCCUGAAUUCAUCCUGAUUUGCUUUUCAAACCAUAUAAUAAGAAAGAUUCACUUUUCAAACCAUAUAAUAAGAAAGUCACUAAUAAGAGUGUGGGGAAAAUAUAAAGACUUGUUAGAAUGGAAAACACCAUGGUGGCUGUCACCUACUGAAGCAUUUUCACUUAAGUUGACCAAAAAGUAAGUUGGUUGACAUACAGAGUGUUAUUAACAGAGGAUGAAGGUAAACUCAAAGGAGUAAGAUGAGUUGAAAGAUUAUUUACAAAGUUGGUUACACCAUAGGCAACUAAACAAGAUUUUUAAGCAAGAUAAUAAAAAGGGGGUUGGUUAUAUAGUUUCCAGAUUUAAAAAAGAAAUAGUGGAAGAGAAUUUUAAGUUGCUUAAAAAAGCAUAUAGUAUUUUAUUAGAAUAGGAAACUAAAGAUGAAGAAGUUAAAUCAGUUAUGAUUAAAUGGGGCCAGGAUGUGGGACACAACAUGCAAUUUGAAAGUUGGUGGAAACUGUGGAAAGUUGAUCUAAAAUUUACAGAUUGCAUAUUAUUAAGAGAAAAUUACAUGAAGAUGAUGUAUAGAUGGUAUAUUACACCAGUGAAAAUGGCUAAGAUGUUUAGGAAAGAAAAUAAUAGAUUCUCCUAAAAUUUAUGAUUAUUUGUUUGAAUCCCUUCCACAAAACAGUGACAGUCUGGAGAGGCACCAUCAGACUUAGUCUGUCUUGCCCAGAAUCAUCUGCUCUGGCUUGGCAGCAUCCCUCUCAGGGGUCCUGGACGGGGGAAUCAGUCCCAUCACCUGCUUCCUUUUUAAUAGGAUAUGUCAGGGAUUGAACCUGGGAACAUCUGCAUGUAAAGCAGGUCAUCUGCAGCUGAAAAGGCUCACCAAUGCAGACUUUUAAUCUUUUAUAAACUGAAGACAUCAGUUUGCCAUUUGUGGGGUUGGGGUAAAAGGAAUCAAAAGCAUAAAUAAAGCCUUUCUCUUCUUGAUCUGAUAGAACACAUAGUUUCACGGCACAAAUUCAAUGACAGGAAACAUAAAUCAACUACACGUAUGGACAUGUAUCAGACGGGCGAGUGAAAUGAAGUCGAGCCACACUCUUCCGAUUGCAUCUUUGCAAAAUAAUAUCCCUGGAGCCCCGUUGUUGAAGAACAAAUCAACCCUAUUAGAAACUGUUUCACAUCCUUAGGAGAAUUAAGAGCAUGUAGAGAUGAUAGACAGACAGAUAAACAUAUAGCAUAGUAGAUUAAAAAUAAAAUAUAGCCAGCAGCCAAUGAUACUGUCAGAUUGCUGGGGUCUUCAAAAAAUCAGAUUAGUAAGCUGAAAAAGAAGCUGUACUUAGCAUCCUUGAGGAAAAUGGAUAAAGGACUCACCCUCUGAAGCGGCUGCAGCAAAAUACAGUGAGAGCAGAACUAGGAAAUUCAGGAAUCCCAUGAUCUCUCUUCCAGAUGGGCUGGAAAGAUGCACCAGCAUAGAUCCCUGUAUACAUGAUCCCAGACCUGUCCUGGGGUUUUUAUACAGGAGGAGGGCAGGCAGCCCUGAUCACCUUUCCUGGACAUAAACAGGAGGAUGGUGAGAGACACCUCCCCUUUUUAAUUCCUCCAGCUAUAAACUGUAAUAACGAUCCCGUCUCCUUUGAAACUUCUUCAUUUCCUCCACACCCCUUCAGCAGCUGCUGUCAAAGGAGCAAGAUUCUCCUCUGGCCCUGAAGUGCUGCCUGUGAAAUGAACUUAGCCAGAUGACUAGUAACUUAUUAGUUAAGUCAAACUUUUCUUUUACCCCUCACCCCACAUUUCUAUUUCUCAUUAUUGCGCCUUGGCUCAGGAAUAUUGGCAGAUAAGGCAGAUAAUUCAGUGUUUCUUUUAUGGCUGUGAUAUUGCUUCUCUUCCUCCCUCACCCCCUCCCCACCCCAUCCAGUGAAACACUGUGGAUCAUAAUCAACUGAACUAGCAUGAGAAAUAUGAUAUUGAUGCAGGAAUAAUAACAAAUACAUCCUCUCUGGUGCUGAUGGAUUCUUGUGCAUAUAAUGCUCAGCAAGUCAGCUGUGUUGGUUUGAGAGAAUUCAAAUAUCUAAGUGAGUUUGGCAUCAGGUUGUUUGGGCUAUCCACUUUCUGCAGCAGCACAGUACACUGGUUAGAGCCAGGGUGUCAAGUGCCACAUUCAAAUGGGAGUAAUUUGUCAGGGGCCAGAGCUAAAGAUGGCAGGAAUGACUCGUUCUUUCAUUUUUUUCUUUCUACCAUUCCCCCCCCCCCCCGAGCAUGGAUAUUGUUAUUUUAAACAAAAACAACAAUAAUAAAGAGUUUACCAGGCUUUAUCAUGCCUGUGUACCAGGACAGGCCUUCUAGUGCACCACUGUAAAUAAGUUAGUUCAAUCAAUAUCAGUUCUCUGAGUCCAGGGCACUCAUUCACAGAAAAACUUCCCCAUUGCGUCUCUGCAUGAGUUGCUGUUCUAGUUUUGCAGCCUUCUUCUCAUCCUCUGCCAACUCUUAGUCAUUCUGCUGCAUCUUUACUUUCGCUAUACUUGGUCCAUUUGAUCCUUCCCAACACAUGGAGACACAGCAGAACCUCUUCAUAGGAGGCUGCCUGUUGUGUCUCUCCAUGGUGUGCUGCCUUAGGCUCUUCUCAGUUUGUUUCUGCCGAGAGCAGCCUGGCAGUUCUCCUAUAUCUUUGCAGUUGGUAUGAUUGGACAAUCCAGCCACAUCUAAGUCACGGAGGCAGCAGAAUUAUCCUCCUCACCCACUCAGAGGAGUCUGCCCAUUGUGUCUCUGUGUGAGCUACUUGCUCUGCUCAGGAACUGCCAAAUCUCUGUGCAGUGCCCCUAUGUGGUGAACCUUUGAGCUGCAGGUGCAGGCCUUCUCAGUGAAAGUCCUUCAGGCCCUGGACUGACUCCAGCUCACCCCGGCUAGCUAUUGAGUCCCUCUUGGACAGGAAGGAACAUAAAAGGGGCUUCCUGUCCUAGCUCAGCCUUGCUGAAGCAAGGUCUUUCUUAGCCCUGGUGUGUCCCUUCGUCUUUUGUCAUUCUUUGGGUCACAGGCUUGCUCCUUGAUCAUACCACCUGCUUUGCCCUGUGGUUCUCUGAUCCAACACUUCAUUCUGACUCCUCACUGACUUCUGCCAUGGCCCUCGACUCACCCUGGACUGCUGCCCAUGCCCCAAUCAGGAGGUGUGCUCAGAAAAGCAAUUUGUCUAGAAAUGUGUGGCAGUGGUAGCUUGUGCCCAUUAGGACCAGUGGAAGAGAGAGCAGGGAGCUCACAGUUAGGUGGAGCCAGAGCCCAUGACAGCCAGUCAACUCUUUCUAGUUUUGUCUCCAUCUUCCUCCCUGCUGAGUUCUGCAAGGGCAACACAGAGACUGAACAGGAGGAAGUUGACAGAAAGGCCCCCCCCCCCACUGGACUGGUUGUUAAGAAAGAAGACAGACAGGUGGGGGUUGCUUGAGGGGGUAGACUGAGAUAGGGUGGAGGCAGUGUCCCAUUUGCCCUAAUGGACCAGAUAAUAAUAUUUGUCAGUCACUUUUCUCACAGCGAGACCCAAAGUGACUUACAUUAAAAACGAUUAAGAACCAAAAACUAAAAACUAAAAAUACCCUUACAGAGAUAAAAGGCAGGAGUCCCUCUCCACUAAAAGAGACCACCUUUCAAAUCAAGGGCUGAAAGCCUGGAGAAGGAGAAAAAUCUUUGGCUGCAGGCUGAAACUGGAUAAAGAUAGCACCAGACAUGCCUCCCUGGGAAGAGAAUUUAAAAAUGCAAACCAGCAACCUACAUAUUAAUGGCCAGUAUUUUGCAGGAGCGAUUCGAACACAUGUCAGAAAUUUAGCUUUGUGCAAUUAAAGUGGGUUAAAGGGCUCUGUGAGCUGUGGCGCAACAAAUCCACUUCAGUAAAUAAAUAAAAUCAGACUGUUUGCAGAUUCCUGCAUUGCAGGGGGUUGGACAAGAUGACCCUUGUGGUCCCUUCCAACUCUAUGAUUCUCUGAUUCUGUUAGGAAAGUGACAGCGAAAUGUACCGAAAAGUGUGGGAUGGAUGAAUGGUUAAUGGGAAAAUGUAUAAACUCCACACCAGCAAAAUGGGAUCAGGUGCUCAUUGUCAGAUAACCCUCCCGCAAACAAAUCAGAACACAUGCUCCAAUCCAGACUGGAUGUCGCCUGACUGCAUCAGCUUAAUGCAAGCAGAUCAGGAUGAAUGCUCAAUAAGCAGCCCAUCUGGAGGACCCCCAACACAUCUAUUUGGUUCAGAUUCUGGGUUGCAACACACUCUUCCUUUAUCAGACAUCUGAGAAGCAAUGCAUGUGAUCCAAUGUUAUAUUUCUAACAGGAGCCAUCCUGAGGCCCCUGAGAAUCUCUCACACAAAGAUAGAGAGAUGCAAGGUUGAUGGCUCUCUUUUGUGUUUUGUUUCUGGUUAUCCAGUACUCGGGACAAAAAGCACAGCAGAUAAGCUUUUGGAUCCUGGCACUCACGGAACAUGCUCUGAUCCCUUUAAUCAUCAGCUCCCCACCCUUCAGCUGAUGCAAUUUGCACUGAAAAAGCAAACAACCUGCAUAUUAACCUAGGUUGGCUCUGAGGUCACAUCCAUACCAUCCAUUUAAAUAGGGCUGCCAUACAUCCAGGUUUUCCCAGAAUUCUUUGGGGGAAGCCAUUAAGAGUGACUAACCAAUGGGGCUGUUUGCCUUCUUAUUCUUGAUGUUGCAAAGAUGUUCUCUUAGCACUGUUCUUCUUAGCAUCUCAGCUGUUUCCCCUGUGUAAAACUUCUUAACUUGGCCAUUGGAUAAUGUACACUACAUUGCCAGCAUUGCAUGUAGGGAAUGAUAUUAAAUGGUACCCAUUCAUUACUUUGGGGGUCCCCGAAGCCUGUCAGAUUUAAUGUAUAAUCUUCAAUUAUCUAAAGGGUUUUCACAUGGAUAAAGCAUGUUUUCUCCUGCUCUGGAGGCUAGGACCCGAACCAAUGGGUCCAGGUUAUAAGAAAGCAGAUUCCAAUUAAACAUCAGGAAGAACUUUCUGAAAAUAGGGACAUCCCAUUCCAUAAUGAUAAUUUUACCAUUUAUACCCCACACAUCUUACAGGAUUGCCCCAGCCACUCUGGGCAACUUCCAACAUAUAUAAAAACAUUAAACAUUUUUUUAAAAAAACAAAACCCUUCAUUGCCUUCAGGCGGCUCAGGGACUGGAUAACUCCAUACCCUCUAACAUUUCUCUGAUGAAAAUAGGGACGUCCCUGGAAAAUAGGGACACUUGGAGGGUCUGAUAGUUGUUUGAUGGUUGAACUGACUCCCUUGGGAGGUGGUAGAAUCACCUUCCUUGGAGGUUUUUAUGAGGUGGGCGGAUACUCAUUCCUGCAUUGCAGGGGGUUGGACUAGAUGACCCUUGGGGUCCUUUCCAAUUCUACAAUUCUAUGAUUCUACCAUUCAGUAGGCACAAAUGGCCACAUGGAAGAUGAUGCUUUCGAGCAGUAACUCCAGGUAAAAACCUGCUGGCACAUGGAACCUGACCCCUUAAACUCGCAGUUAAUGAAAAACUCUUUCUCAUUUAUUUAUCUCAAACAAAAUCAAUGUGUUGUCCCCCCAUCCCCCAACAUCCUAAUAGUCCUUUUUAAAUGUACCAGAAUUUGUUUAUGUUCCUCUGCAAAAUGUUUAUCAUGUGACUGAAUGCCAAGCUGGAGUUACACUCUCCUAAAAGAUUAUGAUGGGCAGCAUCCAACUCAAUUUUGCUUUUGUGUGCGUUAUGGUACACACCAGUACAGUUUUUGAACCAUGACCUCUUCUUCUGCCGCCCAUAGCAGGUAUUUUGUGCUGGCAUUUGCAAUACUUUUCUCAGGAUAUUAGUACCAGCACCUCAUUUUUAAUAAAGACUGGAUCUAACCGUACAUGUCUUUGUAGCAGCCUUCUUGCUCCUGCUGCCUGUCAUCACCCUUUGAUAGCCUCUCUUGGAGUUUAGAUUACUUAAUAUUUUGGAUUCUUGGGGAAAAAUUUCCCUCCUAAAGGACAAUCCAUCACAGUUCCUAGGCAGAUGUACUGCAGCAAGGAAUUUAUGAAGGAUGGAAAAAGCAAGGGAUUAUAACAAUGCUCUUGGCUUGGGCCCCAAGACAGCUCCUCCUCCAAUGCAUCAGUCCUGUUUUCUGCAGAAAAAUCCCCAGGAAACCAGAGGUUCAGUCAGCAUCUCUAGAUAAGCCCGACUUCGGCUGGGGAGGGCGGGAUAUGAAUAAAAUUUUAUUUUUAUUAUUAUUAUAAAACUCUUGCUUGUCGCUUGACAGGAAGGAAGGCAGAGGUGAAAAGGCUUGGCAUGAAAAUCUUGCCAGUGGGAUGGACGACUGCGAUAAAAGGACCGCCUCCACCCUUUCUUUCAUUAUUGUUUCAGAUAGGUUUUUUCACCUUUCAAAGCAAGCAUUUUCUCAAAUGUGAUCAAGAGACUAAUAACACAGGCAAAGGAACCUCCCCCCCCCCAAGAACCACAUUCCCACCUGGGUAAUUUCUGGGGGGCCACUUGCUGGACUGGGGAGGGCCAGCGGCAGGUUUACAGCAUAUUAAAUAAUAAAACAUUAAAGGUAAAGGGUAAAGGGAACCCUGACUGUUAGGUCCAGUCGUGGCCGACUCUGGGGUUGUGGCACUCAUCUCGCUUUAUUGGCCGAGGGAGCCGGCGUACAGCUUCCAGGUCAUGUGGCCGCAUGAGUAAGCCGCUUCUGGCGAACCAGAGCAGUGCACGGAAACGCCGUUUUCCUUCCCGCCGGAGCGGUACCUAUUUAUCUACUUGCACUUUGACGUGCUUUUGAACUGCUAGGUUGGCAGGAGCUGGAACCGAGCAACAGGAGCUCACCCCGUUGCGGGGAUUUGAACCGCCGACCUUCUGAUCGGCAAGGCCUAGGCUCUGUGGUUUAACCCACAGCACCACCCGCAUCCCAAUAAAACAUUAGCCAAUAAUUUAUCCCAAUAAAACAUUAGCCAACAAUUUAUACCAAUAAAACAUUAGCCAGGUGAUAUUCCUCUGGCCUCAUGAGCUGCCUCUUUUAUAGGGCUGGGUGAGUGUGGGCCUCGCCCCCUAGGCCAGGUGGAAAGCGCCUUGCAGGGAGCGGUUUUCAUGACCCACAGCCACGUGAUGUUCCUCCAGCCUAAUGAGGAGCCUCUUUUAUAGGGCUGGGUGAGUGUGGGCCUCGCCCCCUAGGCCAGGUGGAAAGCUCCUUGCAGGGAGCGGUUUUCACGACCCACAGCCGGGCAAUGUUCCACCAGCCUCAUGAGGAGCCUCUUUUUCUACACUAGGGAGGCUAGUUUCUUCACCCUCACUCCCACACCCCUCUCUAUCCUCCAUCCAGGAAAGCAAGGGGCCUAGGUGCAAGGAUGCAUUCCUGCCAGGCAAAAGCACUCAAGGAAAAGUGCAGAGCAAAGUCACCUGGGGAGAGUCUUAGGGCCAGACAGAGAGCUCUUCAAAAUGUGGCUAAUCUGACCUGCUAUGUUUGCUCAUUCAUUCUUCUGAGAGAGACACUAUUCUUCUGCCUUCGAGUCCUGUCCUGUUGGCGCCGUUUCCUCUAUCACAUUCCCUCCACUGCCCCCGGUUAAGUACAUUAUGGAAUGUCCUCUCCAGAAAAGCUCAUUUGGCACCCAAAUAAAUUAUUCCGCUACCAAGUGUAUAAUUAUCUCCCGCUUCUGGGGGCUCACAACAUCAUAUGCUUGCCAUUAGCUACCUGCAUAGUUUGCUGGUUCUUAGACUGGUGUGUGUUGAUUUAUGUGGGCUUUAUCUGACAUUGCACUGCAAUUUGGGGAAAAAAUUCACUAGAGAUUUUAAAAAGCAAGUUCAAGUUAAUUGUAAACACAGCUUGAAGUGAACCAUGAAAUCAGAAAAAACAGCCUUCAAAUGCCUGCUGAAAUAAAAAAAUAGGUAUUCAUCAAGCACCUGAAUUUCCAUGUCAACUGGGAUGGGAGUUAUAGUUGCUUGUCAGCUGCCUUGAAGGCUGUGUGAUGGUAAAAUGUUUUAAAAUAAGCUAGAAUGACUAUUUGCCAUGGUGGCUGGAGCAUGUUCAGAGGAGAGUGACCAGGAUGGUGAAGGGUCUGUAGUUUUUGAAGGGUGCUGGGAAUUGUAGCACUGUAGUGGGGGGGGGCUACAAUUCUCAUAACUCUUUUUUUUUUUUUUAAGGUGGUCCUGUACUUUAAAAGUAUGGUGUUUGCACAGUUCACAUCCUGUGAUGAAUAUUUUUGGAAGAGCUAAGUUUCGGUUAGAAAAGGAGAAAAUAAGGAUUAAGAAAGAUACGAUAGCUGCCUUCGAAUAUUUGCUGGUGAGACCAGAAUCAAUGAAUGGAAAUGGAAGAUUUCACCAAUACAUUAUGAAUUUUUUUUAGAGAUAUUUGAUAGUGGUGAAGGCUGCUUCGAGAGGUGUCCAGCUCUCUUUUGCUGUCUCCGUCUGUCAGGGUGAAACCUGCCUUGAGCUUAGAGGUCAGAAUGGAUGACAUCUGAGGAAACUUUCUAAUACCAAGUCAUUUUCUAAUAAUAUAAUUUUAUAUGUAUGUUUUUAUCUAUUUGGGGGAGGGGCAAGGAUUGUAACUUUUUUAUUUUAUACUUUUUUUGGGGGGGUAAAAAUAAAAUAAACAAGCAUGAGAAGAAAUAUGCAUGGAGUACAUAAACACAGCAUGUUUGUUGGCUGCUUGUUUCGAAUCCCACAGAACUUUUGCUCCCCCACCCCAAUCCCGGCUAGCUGUCACCACCUACAGAGUCUUUGGUCCAUGUUGUGCUCUGGAUGGUCUGAAUGGGUCCCUUCCUGGUCUUGUUGUGGUCUCCACCAAUGUGAGUCACCCCCUCCCACUCCCAAAGUGUGGGAAAUGUGCGACAUUCAGAUUCUUGGGGGAAGGUUACACAUGGACAUGUUGAAGUUGAAAUCUGUAGGGAUACAGGAAUUCUUCUGAUACAGGACGGCGACAAAAAAGUCCUGGUGGAAAACUGGAAAGGGAUCACAAAGCCUCCUCUUCCCUUCGUAGCUAAAGAGGAAAGCUUUAAUCCAUUUUAACACAAAACUAGAUAACAGGAGCAUUUCAUUUGCCUGGACUUUCUAAAUGUGCUGUAGGGGGAAUCUCAGUGGCAAAAUAUCUGCUUUGCUCUCAGAAGAUUUCCAAUUCAACCCCCUCCAUCUCCAGGUAGGCUUGGGAAGGUUCCCUGUCUGAAACCUUGGAGAGCUGCUGCCAGUCAGUGUAGACAGUACUAAGCUAGGUGGACCCAAUCGUCUGAUUCAGUAUAAGGCAACCUCCCUCUGUUAAUAUCAGGGAUAUGCUGCUUUUGAUAGUUACUAGCCAUGUUGGCUCUAUAUACACUGAGGGUGCUGUGGCCCUCCAGACCCUUUUCCCUGGCCCUUGGAAACUCUCCCCACCCCAUUGCUCCACCACACCCUCUUUGAGUGCUUUUGCCUGGCUGGAAUGGGUCCUUGAACUGUGAUAACGUCUCUUGCUUCCCCGGAGGGAGGACAGACAGAUGUGGGGUGUUUGUGUAGAAAUCCCUGACUUCUGUGUGGCAGGAAUAUAGCCCACUGUACAAAAAAAAAGGUAAUGUUCUGCUCUGUCCACUUUGGCCCACUUAGCUAGCUAUUGGCACAUGGCCCCUGUGGAGGUUGGCAAUGAGGGAAUGCAGCCCUCAGAUGGAAAAAUGCUCCCUGCAUCUGAUAUAUAUGAUGUCUCUGAAUACCAGUUGCUAUGGAUCGCAAGCCUCUGGGGGAAACAGGAUGCCGAACUGGUCGGGCAUUUGGUCUGAUCCAGCAGGGAUCUUCUGAUGUUCUUAAUCUCUUGAUCAGCUAAGAUCUGUCCAAUGAACUGGGCAACAAUUUCCCUUUUUAAAACAAUAAAAAAGACAAGUGUUUAUAAAAGGAUAUUUCAGAGCUAGAAAAGUUUCAGAAAAGGGCUGUGAUGUGAUCAAAUGGCUGGAGCAACUCUCUGAGGCGAGGUCAUCGAGUUUGGUGCUUUUUAGUUCAGAAGAAAAGAUGAGCAAUGGGUGGGGAUGUCAUAGAGGUUUGCAGAAUUGUUCAUGGUGUGAAGAAAGAGAGAGGCUUUUCUUUCUCUGGGCUUGUUCACAUUUCCACUCGUGCCAUAUUUUAUUCUGCAGAAAACCCGACUGACAUUUGUUACCACUCAGCAGCAAACAGCGGGUUUCUCCAUGGAAGGUGGCAGAGCAAACAAAAAGCCUGAGACAAGCGGAAGUGUGGAUGAGCGUUCUCUCUCAUAAUGCUAGGCCUCAGGAGCAUCUAAAGCAGGGGUCAGUCCACUGUCCCUCAGAUCUUGUGGGGGGCCGGAUUAUAUUUUGAAGGGGGGGGGAGAGAAUGAAUUCCUUUGCCCCACAAAUAACCCAGAGAUGCAUUUAAAAUAAAAGGACACAUUCUACUCAUGUAAAAACACGAUGAUUCCCGGACCGUCCGCAGAGCGGAUUUAGAAGGCGAUUGGGCCAGAUCUGGCCCCCAGGCCUUAGUUUGCCUACUCAUGAUCUAAAAGGUUCAGGAUAGACAAAAGAAAUGUCACACAGUGCAUAAAUUAUUUAAAUAAGCCAAUUUAAGUGGCUUUGAAAGAGGAUUAGACAAAAUCAAGGAGGAGAAGUCUUUCAGCGGCUACUGGCACAAUGGGCUGUACUCCACUCCCUCUGUAGGAGACAGUAGGCCUUGGAAUUUCAGUUUCCAGGAAUCACAGGUGGGGAGAGGAAUGUUGCAUUCAGGUCCUCUGUGGGCUUCUCAUAGGCAGAGGAAUGUCAGAGAUGGUACCUCUUGCUUUUUACGGCCUUUCAUCCCUGAUCCUAAUCCUAAUUACUGAAAGAAACAACAAUAUGCUAGGGUAAUUGAAAUCCUGUACAGUGGUACCUCAAGUUACAUACGCUUCAGGUUACAUAUGCUUUGGCUUACAGACUCCGCUAACCCAGAAAUAGUACCUCAGAUUAAGAACUUUGCUUCAGGAUGAGAACAGAAAUCGUGCUCCGGUGGCGCGGCGGCAGCAGGAGACCUCAUUAGCUAAAGUGGUGCAUCAGGUUAAGAACAGUUUCAGGUUAAGAACUGACCUCCGGAAUGAAUUAAGUACGGUACUUAACCUGAGGUACCACUGUAAAGGUAAAGGUAAAGGGACCCCUGACCAUUAGGUCCAGUCAUGACCGACUCUGGGGUUGCAGCGCUCAUCUCGCUUUAUUGGCCGAGGUAGCCGGCGUACAGCUUCCGGGUCAUGUGGCCAGCAGGACUAAGCCGCUUCUGGCGAACCAGAGCAGCACACGGAAACACUGUAGUGGCAUAAUAAAACCUUUAAUGUGGGUUGAGGCCUAGACCAUGAGAGUCAAAUGUGCGGUUUCAUGCAACCAAUGAAGUAGAUUCUAAUUCACAAAGCUCUUGUUCCUCAGUCAUGCUGAACUUUAUAAAAUAAUUGUAGAAGGCAAUGUUUUACGGUUUUUUAUUGUUUAUAUUUUGAACACCAAAAUCUUUUAAGGGCCUCUAAAGGUCUUGAUCUGCCCAUGAUUACAAGGCGCCAAGCCCACCUGAUGCCAAUAGGCUUUCCAAGGUGCAGGUGCUGCCACAAUAAAAGAUUAACUAAAAGACAUCCAUGAUAGGAGGCACUUCAUUUUGUCCUGUGAUUCUUCUCAGUUGGACAGAGGUUCUCUGCAGUGUCCCAGGCUUCUUCCUAGGAAGAGGUCUGCCUGUGAGCUGGAUCAGGCAAGACCCGGACAUGCAAGACAGGCUGAUUCAUGCUUAAAAAGUAGUGCCGAGUUAUCUAUGUCAUUAGAACUACACCCAAAGGAAGAAGCAUUCAACUUUCCUCCACCCACAUUCAACAUCUGUUGUUGAUAUGGUGCAGAGUGAAGGAGCCGUAGCUCACUGGUAGAGCAUCAGCUUCACAUGCAGAAGGUCACAGGUUUAAUCCCCGGCAGCUCCAGGUAAGGUUCGGACUGCCCCUGUCUGAAACCCUGGAGAGCUGCUUCCAGUCAGUAUGCACUAGACUAGAUGGACCACCAGUGGUCUGAUUCAGCAUAAGGUAGUUUUCUAUGUUCCAUACACUCUCAUGUGUAUCUUUGCCUUCCUGCUCGCAGUUUUGCCUUAUAUACACAUUUUUGCAAAGCAAUUUCCCUCAAGAUCAGGCAUAAGCAAACUCAGCCCUCCAGUUGUUUUGGGACUACAACUCCCAUCAUCCCUAGCUAACAGGACCAGUGGUCAGAGAUGAUGGGAAUUGUAGUCUCAAAACAUCUGGAGGGCCGAGUUUGCCUAUGCCUGCCCAAGAUAGUGCAAUUUUUAAAAAUGAUAUUUAUGUGAAUAUAUACAUUCGUCGUGUGUGUGUGUGUAUAUAUGUAUGUAUAUCUAUCUAUCUAUCUAUCUAUCAUCUAUCUAUCUAUCUAUCUAUCUAUCUAUAGAUAUAGAUAUACACACACACAUACAUUCGUAUGCACACUUUACCAAAAGCUGUGGAGAAGUGCACUUCAAAAUUCAGAGGAAGUGUGCCUUUUGAAGGAGUUUCCAUUCCCAUCUUAUUUUGGAAAGUACAAAUUAGGUAAGUUCAGCUUUUAUGGAAGUAGAAUUAAAUCUCUCCCUUCUCCCAAGUCCCAACCAGGCUGAUGGAGUGGGCCUUGUUGUCCCAGCUCUCCCCCUGCUGCCACCCGGUAGAAUGGCAGCUGACGGAGGCAGAUCUGGGACAGGAGGAACCAAAAGGCAACAGCCAUAGAAGCAGCAAGGGUAACCACAUUGUUCUAUGAUCAAGGCCGGCCCUACCAUUAGGCAAAGCAAGAUGUCAGGUGGGGCUGGGGGAUAGUGGUGGCAAAUGGUUGGAUUAAGAGAACUGUGGAUGCCCCAUAGAGCCUGUCCUGCAACUGGUGCCCAUUGGGACUGGUAGGGUGGCAGACAGGGAGCCCAACAAUAGGUGGAGCCAGAGCCAAUGACAAGUGGAACUGACUCCGGUUUUGUCCCCAUCUUCCUCCCUGCUGGGCAAUACUGAGACUAAGGGGGAGGAAGCCAAAAGCCAGUGACACACUCUGGGCUGGUUGUGAGUGGGGGACACACUGCCCCCACUUGCCCUGAAGAUCCAGCCUUCCUUGCCUGCACCCUCCAAGCUAGCCUGCUGACUUCUGAUACAAUCAAGGAUGCUGUCCCAUUGCCAGUGUUGAAAUAAGAUUCCCCUCACAUGCCACGAGGGAUGCCACCAUAGGAACGUAAGAAGCAGCCUCAUACUGACCAGAUUGUUGGUCCAUCCAGCUCAAUAUUGCCUACACUGAGUGGCAGUGGCUCUCCACCAUUUCAGACGGGAGUCUCUUUCCCAGCCCUACCUGGAGAUGCAGCCAGGGAUUUAAUCUGGGAUCUUCUGCAUGCAAAGUGGAUGCUCUACCACUGAGCUUACGGGCCCUUCCCAUCUCAUCAUCCUUCGCUGCUUCAGCUGGCAAAACGUCUCGGGCUGGCCAUGAACAGUCACACAGCCAUCUCCCCACUAGGGACUGGCAUUUCCGUGGCUAGUGGCUGCCCCUCAUAUAUGCAUGGAUCAUUUAUCACAGCUCAGGGCAGUAUCCCACUCUGCCCACUCGCCUGUGCCUGCCAAGCAGAUCACAAGCACCGUCAGAUCUGACAGUCCGAAUUCGCCAUCAUGGGGGUAGAAGGACUGGAUCCUGACUGAAACUGAGACUGGGCAACGCCUGUCAAACAAAGAGUUCCCAUCAAUCCUCUAGGCUUACAUUUGCCUCAUGGGCUGGUGUGAGGAAAGCCAGUUUAAGUCCUGCAUGGAUCAAGGCAGCCCAGAACUGAAACACACACGCCUUGGAAUAGGACAUGUCAGCAGCAGCACCUUCGCUGUCAUUGACCGUUGACAGGGAGGAGGGAGUCGGAGGCUCAAGAAGAUGACUCAGUUCUGGUAUCCAAGUUGUGUUUCUAAAAAAACUCGUUGCCAGCCCUUUGCCCUGUCCCAGAGAGCUGACAGAAUUGUCUGAGGAUCCUAGGAAAAUGCCUUAUUGUGGGCCAGACCGUUUGUUCAGCUUGCCCAGUACUGGCAGCUCUGACUGGCAGCAGCUCUCCAGGGUUUCAGGUGGAGAGCGGGACUGUCCCAUUGCUUGCUACUUUAUGUUUUUAACUGGAAAUGCCGGGAAUUGAACAUGGGAACAUUUGCAUGCUAAGCGAAUGCUUGACAACUGAGCUAAGGUUCCUACCCCCACUGAGCCUGUUGAUAUACUUCUGACCACAAGAGAAAUAUUUCUAACAGACUUUCAGAUGCUGGCCCAUUGACCAACUCCUGUUAACUGAACAGGAAAUUAGAUUGUUCCAAAACAAAAGUGGAAUUUUUGGUUGCCUCCCUUCGUAUACAAAGGUGGAGCAUGAGCGUGAAGCUUGGAGCAACAUUAUUGUAACAUUGAACUGUGGCUUGGUGCUACGUCUGAAAUAGGAUUGGGAAUGUAAUGACUACGUAUUCAGCAGAGAGAAGGGCACCUGGAUUCCUUGCAAAAAUAGAAAAUACUGCAUUCAGAUAAUCUGAUUUAAGGGCCACAUUACUCCAUUGGAAAGCUGUUGGGGGCCGCAUUCCAGUAGGGGGCUGGAGGUUAACACAAGUGCAAGCUCUAAAGUAGCCAAGUAAUGUGGACAAAAAUGCAUGUGUACUGUAAAAUAUGCAUAUGUUUGAAUCAGAGGAAUACCAGUCCCUGACCCCCCAUUCUGCAUGCCCUUUGACAGAAUUACCUGUGCAUUCUGCUGUGGCCUUUGUAUCUACAUGGAAAGGUAGUGGCAUUUAUCUCUGCAUGUCCCCCUUAACAAAGAAGUGACCACAAUCCUUAUCUCAAGGCUCACCUCUCCCAGCUGUAAAACAAAAUGUUUUAUGGUCUGGGCAGACUGUCCUUUUGCUUAUCAAGAGAGAUGGAGAUAAGUCUGGAGAAGGAUCCAGUGACAUCCCUGGCAAUAAACUGCAAUUGAAAAGGAAGUGGGAGGUUGGGGGGAAAUUACUGUAUAUCCAAUGGAUCAUUUCAGAGGAACAAAGUUUGUGGAUGUGAAGUCGAGAUAAGAAACAGAGAGGUGUUCUUGGCAAAUUGCUUCUAUGCACGUAGGCCUUUAAGCGUCUCCCACACUCCAGGCGAGCCCUUGAAAGGCAGCUGAUUUGGGUCAGGCUCUGGGCUUAAUGACCUCAGGUGGCCAGUUCCACAACUCUUCAGCCAGCAAAUACAGCUGUGGGGUGCUGAAUGUAGAUAAAGUAAAUAAAAUUUAUGUCAAAAUCUUUGUUCUGAUAUUAUGCUUCCCUUGUGUUUUCAGGGGUGCGGGACCUGUGGCCCUUCAGAUAUUGCUGGAGUCCCAACUCCCAUCUGCCCCAGCCAACUUGGCUGAUGGUCAGAGCUGAUGGGAACGGGAGUCCUAGAGGGUCUCCACCCAGGUUCACAUAACGAAGAUCCAUGUUUGUUUUUUUUCUUGCCAGUGUGAGGAGCUGGGAAAAUGAAACAAAGAAGUAAACACUGAUAAACAAAAUGUAAAUAGAGAAUAAUGCAUUAGUGCAACUAAAAAUCACACAGAAUCCUGCAGUAGGGCUGCAACUGCAAUCCUAUACAAAUUCCCUGGGAAUAAGUAUCACUGAACUCAAUGGGUCUUACUUCUGAGAACAGACAUUAGAGUGACCACCUAGGCAUCAUUUUAAAAAGGAGACAUAUGUUUGCAAUUAGAAGUGAUGGUUGAGUGCUUCCAUUUGAAACAGUGCCCUCUCCUGUCCUAGUGCGAUAUGUGCAAACCCAUCCUCUUUUCUUAUUCUAGGUGGAUUUUGAUGCAAUCAAAGUGUAGCUCAUGUUUGGAAAUUUUGGAUUUCUCAAGAGCCUGGAAGAUGUGCUUUGCAACUAAGAAUUCUGGACAUUGGCAUGGUAUCAUUCCAUCUACUUCUGAUGCACAAAGGUGUGUGCUAUUAUAAUUAUUUGGUCAAAACAGCAUCAGCCACACUCAAGAAUGGGGAGGUAUUAGAGCGUAUCACAAAACUUUUUUUGGGGAAAAGCAAUCCUAAGGGGGAAUUCCCCACCUCAGUAAUAACUCAGUGAGCAUGCUCAGUUAUCACAGAAUGUUGACUAUCAGGGGGAAAUGUGCACAGAGAAAUUGCAUUCAAAAAUUGGUGCACUCAGAGAAAUUUGCAUUAAAAUGCUAAUGAAUUUUCAUAAAGGCUUUAAAAAACCUGUAAUGGAAAUGUGGAGAACUGAAAUUAGAUGUGGAAAAAUGAGAAACUGAGAGAAACCCAAAUUGACAGAUGCCUUCAUCCUUACGUAUUAAGAUUCUUACUGCAUGCCCUCCAGAUCUUGUUGGACUACAAAGCCCAUCAUCCUUAAUCAUCAGAAAUACUAGUUGGAGUUGAUAGGAAUUGAAGCCUAGCAACAUCUGCAGGGUGACAGCUUCCUCAUCCCUGGCUUAAAGCAUUGAUUAUGACAAAAGUGGACUGUAAGCCACAAAAGCAGCAACCACAAUGGAUUUCUUGGCACUUAAUAGUGCCAAAAUACUCCUGUCCAUUUCAGCAUUCUAAAGUGCUCCAGAAAUGUAGAUUGACUGGAAAAAUGUGCACAAUUCCUCCUUCGUGGAGAUAUUAUGAGCACAUUCGCCAUCACCCCUGGAGAAUGUGUGCAAUGCCUGGUGGUUAAGCGCAUUAACCGCUUGGCAUCAUGCACAUCAACUUACAUUGUCCCUAACAUAUACACACAUCUGUCCAUCUCACCUGGAAUACUGUGGCCAGUUUUGGGGCAAUGUCAUGGACUGGCUGGACACAGAGAAAUGAAGAUGGAGCCUUAGGCUGCAGGAACAGGAACUGGGAGAGGCCUUAGAGAGCAGUGGGAAGGCAGGCACAUUCGGUCCCCGCAACUGCCUCAUGGGAACAAGUCCUACUGGGAAGAGUUGCUGCGAUUGCUAAGCCUGCACUGUUUUGGUUUCUUUGAAUAAAGAGUUAACUUCACUGACACCAGUGCUUUUUACUGCUGACCUCCUGACCCUGGCUGCUGAUGGGCAGUUUAAGGAUAUUGACAAGCAGGAACAUUUCUCUAGGAAGGAGAUAAAAGAUAGUGAGAGGCCUGGAUACCAAGUCCUAUGGAGAAAGGUUGAGGGAGCUGAGCAUAUUUAUUUUGGAGAAGAGAUUAUAAAGAGGCAAUAGGACCGCUGUCUUCAAAUAUCUGGAGGGCUGCUGUGCAGACAAUGGAGAAAAUUCAUUGCUGCAGAUGGCAGUAUCUGAACCAAUCGGUCCAAACAACAAAAAGAGGGGAUUCUGGUGAAACAUUAUGAAGAAAUUCCCGAUGGUAUGAGCUGUUCAACAAACUGUGUCAGUGGGUGGUGAACUCUCCCUUGUUGGAGCUUUCUCAGCAAAGGUUGAAAGGCAGAUUUCCUGGGAUUGGAGUAAAUAACCUUUUUGGCGACUUCCAACUUUACAGUCCUAUUCUCUCUUUAUCUAUCCCCGUCUAGCUAUCUGCUCUUGGCAUUUCUCUCUUAUCUAGCUAGACAUCCAAGCAUCCAUCCAUCUCUCUCCCCAUCUCUCUCUCUCUGAAGAGACUGUUUUUGCUUCAAGAGGCUUAAUGUUUGGCAGUUAAUUAACACAAUUCCAGUGUAGGCGUCCAAGAUGAGAUUCCAGAUGGAGAAAACCACACAGAGAGAUUACAGGGAGCUUAUUAAAUGCAUUUGCUACCUAGGACCAUCCUAGCAACCUCAUGGUUGGGAGCCAUCACCCUGAACCAAUAACCAAAAUGUUUUGACGCACAGGAGUUAACGUUUAACCCACAGCUUGGGUAGUAUUCUGGAAAGCAGAAACCUGUUGUGUUCAACCCCCAUCCCCACCCCUUGGAGCCGCAAAGCAGGAGGUCACCCAACUUUCCAUCCAGCUUAGGACCGUAGGCUAUGGGAAGAAAAAGAGUGAUCAUUUAAAAGCUUGACCUGUUGUCAUUGGGAGUCACUGGAGCUAGAACCAGGUCUCAAAGAGCUCUGGGAGCAGCUGCCUGAUGUGGUGAGUGACCAUACCUUGCAAUAUUUUCUAAGGCAGCAUAAGAAUCCUCAGACUCUGGGCUGGACCUCCCAGCACCCAGGUUGCCGUUAGCCCCUCCUAGGCAGAAACAGCGGUACAGGUCUUUGUGUUUAGACUGAGAUUUUGCCAGAGCAACAACUAACUUCCUAGCUCUGACUCCUGCCUUCGACUCUUGGCUUUGCCUUGCCUGCUCCCCUCUGAUCGCUUCCUGAUUGAUUUAGCCUGACCCUCACCAUGAUUAAGCACCAGAGCUGCCUCAAUCAGACUACUCAUGUUUGGACCAGUGACCUGGUGCUUUCCUUGGCUGCUCCUCAGCUGACCAUCUCCUUAAUCUCCAUGCUCUUCAAUUCUGCCGUCAUCUUUGCCGUGGUGUACUCCAAAGAACUGCGCAAGCCCAUCUUCAUCCUUUUCUGCAACAUGGCCUUCUCUGACCUCUUCACUAGCUCUACAGGCUUCUGGAUCGCCCUGUUGUUCAUCACCAACCCUCAAAGUACCAUCAGUGGGUCCAAGGAACUCCUCACAGCAUAUGCCUUCUACACCAUGUCAAUCCUGGCCACCAUCUACAACUUAGUCCUCAUUGGGAUUGAGCGUUACCUGGCUGUGGCGGAAUGCCUGAGGAGAAGAUGGCGCCUUGACAGGAACCAGAUCCUAGGCAUGGUGCUGGGUGUCUGGGGGCUUAGCUUCUUUUUGGGCUUCCUGCCCCUGAUGGGCUGGAAUUGCUUGGAUAGAGACAAUGCCUCUGCCCUUUACAGCCCUCUGUGUAUCGACUACCUUAUUUUCAUCACUAUCCCUCACUGUGCAGUGGUUUUGGUCCUCCCUUUCUUCACCUACUGCAACAUCAUUGGGUUUUUGAGGAAACACAAGAUGGCAAUGGGUGCUUUGGGGCAAGCCCAUGCCACCUACAGGCUGGCCGAGAUCCAAGUAGCCCGGACAAGCAUCUUCAUCUGGCUGCUGUCUCUGCUGUCUUACACACCCUUCUUUGCUGGCGUUGUCCUGGAUAUAACCACUCAGCAGUGCCCCAACAAUUUCUCCAUGGAUGUCUACGUCUUCCGAAACCUUACCGCCAUCAUGAUCACCAUGAAUUCAUUGGGGAACCCCAUCAUCUACACCCUGAAAGUGAAAACUUUGUGGCACAGACUCAGGUUUUUGAAGUGCCCUUCCAGCAACCGCAUAGAAGUGCAGGCCAUUGGGAAAAUGUGACCCUGCUCGGACCAAAGUGAAUCCAGUCUUGUACGUUUUCACCCAAACAUCUUUAAAUGUCCGCAGUGAGCAAUCACUGAGAGUUCAGUCCUAUGCAUGUCUACUCAGAAGUUCAGUGGGAUGCAUUCCCCAAGGACAUGUGUUUAGGACUGCAGCGUAAAUCUCUUUAUAGGGGCUAUGGGUAGUUGGCAGUUGCAGAGAUCUGAAUUAAUGUUUCAGCUCACCAAAGCGAGCCAGCUUCAGCACUGGACAGUUCUCAAGUACAAGGGAGAGGGGGAUUUAAUUCAUCGGCUCUCUCCUAUCGACAAUAGAAUUGUGCUACCUACACUUUGGUAGCAUUCAUGAACCGGAUCGUGUUGGGUUGAAAUUAUCUACUGUGAACUAACUUCAGAGUGAGUUAUUAGACAGUAGAAUUUCGAUUUGUGGUUUAAAAGGUUCACACCACCCCCCUUUUGAUUAGAAUUAACAGCAACAUUCCAAACUUCAUGCAGUACAGAGAGUUGGGCAGGUGUAACAGGAGUCUGGGAAACACCAGCUUAAUGUAAUUAUAUAUACAUAUAUAUUUGGAUUGACUAAAAUUUUGUUGUUGAUUGAAAAAAACAUAUUAAGAUAGGAUGAAAAAUAAAUGCUACAUCAAAUUGUAUGUGACGCAUGGUGACUUUGGAUAAUGUGCUUUCUUAUGGAACAAUCUGGGGCAGCCUUUGGCAACCUGGUAGCCUCCAGAUAUUUUGGACUACAACUCCCAUUGGCCUCAAUCAGCAGGGCUGAUGGAAGUUUUAAGUCCAAAACAUCUGGAAGAUACCAGGUUGGCAAAGGCUUCAGCAUGAAUAAAAUUCAGCUGAGAAACCUCAACCAAUAUAUGUAGCAGAACUGGAAAAUCUCAUGCAGCAAUUCAUCUACUAAAAAGCAGACCCCAUUGGGUUCAAUGGGAUUUACUCUCAAGCAGAGCAGCUUUAGAAGGAUUUUGUGUGUGUAUAAACCCAAUGUAACAUCAGAGCCAACUGGGAAGGCUUUGCAGUGUUUGCUUUGGCAUGACAUUAAUAAAAUGCAAUCCUUCCUUUUAGUAUCGUUAACCUUUCUCUGAGCAAAGCCAAGCUCACCACAUUUAAUUUAAUUCACUGGUACAUCAAUGCACAGGAGAUAGUGAUGUUUCACAAUGUUUACAG
This is a messenger RNA of Podarcis lilfordi (Lilford's wall lizard), 54117 nucleotides long. Lineage: Eukaryota; Metazoa; Chordata; Lepidosauria; Squamata; Lacertidae. The record is from the annotation of a GenBank genome assembly.